AAAUAGUGGGGAACAUUGGGCCCGCCGGUCGCGAUACGCACGUCGGAGACGCAGACGUCCACAGUGCGACGUUCUCGGUUGUCUGGACACUUACGGCUACUCGCCGCGCGUAUAAACCCAUAACGCCGCCGUCUCUCUCCGUUCCGCCGCCGAUUAUAAAUUGUAUUAUUACAAUUUUCGUCUUAAUAUCCGUCGUUUUAUUAUUUUUCUCAUUCAGUGGACACACGGUGCACGUACCGUACGGACGUGUUUAUCAGCGGACGCCGCUUGCUCGUAUCCGCGUGAUCGCCGUCGCAGACCAUUGGACCGCGGCCGAUGAUUAUUUUUGACGAUAGUAAUAAUAUUGUUAUUUUUUUAUUAUUACAUAGACACCGAUAUGUCGGUUCGAUAACACCGAAAUACUUAAUAAGUAACUAAUACCUAAUAUUAUUAAUUAAAUACCUAAUCGCGUAUUUUCGACAAAUCGGAAUGAAGUUUUACGCGUUCGGCCGGAAUAUAAUAUUAUUAUUAUAUACCUAGGUACCUGAUAAUAUUAUUAUUGAUCGUUAUUAUUUUUUUUUUUUGUACCUACUCCGCGUAAAGUUUGCCUUUUGUAUUUCUCGUCGUCUACGUACCGAGUAAAUUGCCGGUAGCGAAAUCGUCCGCUGCUAUCGCGUUAUUCCAGUGUGCGAUAAUAUUAUUAAUAUUAUUAUAAUUAUUGUUGUUCGAUUUUGUUUAUUCGGAGUUAGUACGUCUACUGUUAUACAAUCAGUAGUAGCCCGUGUUGUACUGCACUCGGACGCGCGCGUUUUCUUGCUGUCGUUUGUGCGUGCGUGCACGCCGGCGGUUUGUGUGGUGCGUAUUCCCGUGGCCCGUCAGCUGCGCCCGUGUUUGUUGUGCGCGCGCGCACGCUUGUGUGCCGCCGAAGUCUUCGAUAGUGUACCUGGUAAGUAAUCCGGGGAAAAAACAAAUAUAAAAAAAAAAAACAAAAUAAUUUAACGAAAAUAAUAAAGUAAAUAGAGUACGAUUGUAAUAAUAACGACGGUAAUAACAUAGCGCCGAACGAGUCGAAUCGUGGUGGUGUCGGGUCGGACGAUGCGUUUUAUUUUUUUCCGAGGGGAUUGGACCGCGACCGUGUGUUUCUCUCGUGCACACGCGGUGUACAACAACAACAAAAAUAAUAAAGCCGGCGGCGGCGGCUGCUCGUACUUCGAACGUGUAGUGCAACCGUUGCUGCUUCUGCCGCGGCUGUUGCAGUAGCAGCAGACGAGCCGACGUCGUCGACGCGGUCGCGGUCCAAGGACAAAUUUCUGUACACAGCCGCGUUCAAGGACGGAAAAAUUCAAGGUCGUGUUUUCUCCCCGUAUAAAACUACGCACCACACAACGCGAUACUUACGCUCCCUUCCAUCCGACGGCAUAACAAUAAUAAUAUCGUGCCUCGCAAAACACAAUGCUCGUGUCGUCCCUUUAUUUUUCUCCCCUUCUCUCUAUUCCUCUCUCUCUCUUUUUUUCUCUCUCUCUCUCUCUCUCAUCCCUCUCUCUGAAGUAAUGUUCAGGCUUUUUUUUCACCAAUAUUUUCAUCAUCCGUCGUCGUUCUCCCCGCCAACAAGAGAUACCUCUAUUAUACUUAAUACCGUUGUAAUAUUACCGGACCGUCCCGAAAUUCGUAAGACAAUAAUAAUGUUGGAAUUAUUACCGUUUAUGUAUACCUACGUUCGUGUGAUCCCGUUCAUUUCUUUUUAACGAGAGACCGCCAGACGACGACCAGAUAACGGAAUUUCACGUGGUUGUUGGUGUUCAAUUAAACGCAAUCAUAUUAUGGUAACAGCGUAACGUUUAUAAUUUUAUUAAUAUAAUAGUACGUCGCCGCCGUGUGUGCGCCAAACGUUUUAUUAUUGUUAUUCCUCCCCCCUCCCCCCGAGAGUCGUCAAACGUAUAGUAUUAGUUUUAUUAUAAUAUUAUUUCGAUUGAAUUUUUCCGAUUGUUUUGGUUCUUUUUAAAAAAUAUGUUUUUUUAUUUCAUCAUAAGUAUUAUAACAUGGAGAUUUAUUAUUAUUAGAUUCUAAACGUAAUGAAUCUCGAGGAAUUUAUUGGAUCAACUGUGAUAUUGUGUGCUUUUUAUUUUUUUCCGCCUGCAAACGACUGUUCUACCAGAAAUCAAAAAAUUACAAGAAAGGUUUUUGUAUGUGGCAUUUUGGAUUUAUUUGAUGCAUAGGGAGGUCAUUUUUUGAUUUUUCCAAGUAGUUUUCAUAAUAAUUUAGGAAAACCGAAAAAUACGUACUUACAGGAAAGAUUUACAAAUUCACGACAAUAAAGUUUCAUUAUUUUCGAUUUUUUGUUUAUAUUGUAAUUUCUAAUUUGAUUAAAAAUAAAUGUAAACCUGAAUUGAAUUUUCACAAAAAACUAAUAUCAGUAUAUUAGUAUUUUGUGACCUUAUCUAGACGUGGUUUUUAAAACUUUUUGCCGAUUUUUAGUUAUUUAUAGGCAUUUGAAAUUUUUUUAAAUUUGUAUUAUUUCUACUUGAUUAUAUGUGGAUAAAAUGUUUUGGCCGAGAAGGAAUUUAUAUUUUAUUGAUUUUCAUUAGUUAUUGGUAUUCGAUGGUAAAAACAAGAACCAGUUGACCCCAUAGGCACAAAUAACCCAAAUAUUUUUUGAGAGGAUGACUUAACAUCCCGUAAUAUUGAUUAUGUAUACUUAGUAUUUACUCGACAAGGCAUUGGUUGGAGGCGGGGGGGGGCUAAGCCCCUCAUACCUAUCUGUACCUAUUGAUGAAUUUAAUGUAGUAAUUUUGUUUUCUAAGAAUUUAAGUUACGGGAUUUUAUAACAUGUUGAGCCGAACUUCUGCUCAGAAUCAUCAACAUUGAUUUAUCGUUGUGUACCUAUUAUGUGAAUUCAAUUACUGUAUGUAUUCUAUUUUCCCUACUUCCUAAAUUAGUCAAUUUCGAUAAAAAUAGUAAGAAUUUAUCUCUUGGAAUACGGUUUGGGUACUAUACCUGUACAAUUUUUAAAAUAGAUAUUAUUUUUGUGUAUUUCUAUAAUGUCGUUGAUAUAUUAAUAUUUUAAUGAUAAUAUUAUUGAUAUAAUUUUGUCUUUUGGUUUAUAAUUGUAUAAUAAUAUCGCAGUAGGUACACGUGGGGCGAACGGAAUAGUUUAAAAACGGGCGCAUUGUUUGAUAAAAUUUUAUUUCAGACAGAAACCGACCGCGGCGGUUAUUUGGUUACUUACAAUAAUUAUUAUUAUCGGAGUCAGGCUUAUCGUGGAAACUAUUGUAUUUUCGGUUUUUCUUGAAAUAUAAAUUAUACUUAUCAAUUUUUAAUAAUUAUUACAACAGACGGGUAUUCCGUAAAGUUCUAAAUGUUAUAUUUCGUAGAUAGAUCUCGGGUUUCCAUUCUGAGAGACACUCGGGUUUUUCCAUAUACGGUAAUAAAAAUAUUAUUAUUAUAAUAUCGAGGCCGUAAUGUAUUAUAUUGUAUGAUAUAUUAUAUUACGAUAACGCGAUUGUAUUAUGAAGAUAAACGCGCGGGUAGGGAUAUCUAAUAGUAAUAAAUUGAUGUAUAUUAUGUUAUUUCCAGAGGACGUGAUACCCACAUGCCCCAUGUGUUGUCGACAUAACAAGUUCAGCAGGGACGUCAUUGCGCUGUUGGUUUCAAUAUUUGAGUGAAUCGAUAUAAUAUUAUUAAAUUUACAGAUAAGAACGCUAUCUGUUCAACAUCUGCGUUAUUUUUUUCGAUAUUUUACUUUUAAAGCGAGAUAUAAUGCAAUAUAAUCAAAAUAUUACAGUUUAAUAACACGUCUUGUAUCUAGCUUGAAAAGUAAAAUGUCUAAACAAUAACGUCAAUCUUACGUACGCAAUGUUUCGUUCUUAAAGUUUGAUAACUGAUCAAUUCUCUAAUAUUGCCCAAACCAACAGCACAAAGUUGUUCCUACCGAAUGCAAUAUUGUGCUAUGUCGCACGUUUCCAAGACGCAGACAGCACAUGCGGGUAUACGUCCUAUUGAAUUAAAUUUAUUAUUAUUAUUAUUUUAAAAUGUGCGCGCUAUUAUUGUUCUGAUAGUAGCGACGGGACAGAUGUGAUGGGAUGGUGAGAGGGGGGGGGGAUAUAAAAACCAAGAUAAUAUUAUUUACAACGCAAUAUCCGCCGCCGCGUUCCUUCGGGCGUUUGAAAUUCGACACCCUCAAAAUAUCAUAAUAAUAAUAUGUUUCACGUGUGCGUUGUGUUGUUGUUGUUAUGAGAAGGUGUGUUGGUUUAUUUUUAUUUUUGUGUGUGUUCACAUACAAUGGGCCGCACGGUCCCAAAAACCGCGUCGUUGCAACCUACCUCACUACUAUAGUAACGCGUAACACGAGAAAAAAAAAUAUAAUAAUAAUACCGAACAAUAAUAUUAUUAUAAAAUAUAUUAUGCUACUACGCGUUUUCCAGAGAAACCGGCUUAGGUCUCGUGUGUUGUGUUGUUGUUGUCGUCGUUGUUGAGUGCACCCGGUAUGAAAAAAAAGUGAAGACAAAAAAAAAAAAAAACACUUCAUCCAUGUGUCGGUUGCCGCGCGUCGUAAAUCGGUCGCGUAAUAACAUACAGAGUGCUUCUAGAAAUGAAUGAAACGAAUAUGAAUGAAUAAUCGGAACGACAGACGAUAAUAUUUUGAAAUUUCUUUUCCUUCUCCGUUUUUAACACUAGCAAACGAUAUUUCACGCGAAAUGUAUGCUCGUACGAAUAACGCGACGUAUCAUCGCAUCGCUUUUAGUUUCCGAACGUAGUGAGAAAUGUGUUGGUUUUACUACACGCAUUUUAUUUAUUUUUCAUGUCAAUAAUUUUUCUAUCGGAAAUCUUGCUUCGAUUGUCAAAUUUCGUCUAGUCCGUCGUGGAAGUCAUUAUUCGGUUUUCCUUGUAGUUUUUUUUUUUAGUACACUGGAAUAACCAGAUAAAAUACGUAGGAAUAUACCUUUUUCUUUCAUUUUCAAAUAAAACUCGAAAACGCUCGGAAAAGUGUAAAAACUAAUGUCACACGUCGAGAUUCGUAUGAAAAUCUCGAGAAAAAUGUCGUUCGAGUAUUUAUUUUUGCAUAAUAUAUAAUAACAUUCAAGUAAGCACAUUUACUAUUUAUAGUUUAAUCGUGCAGUUCAAAAACACCGUAUUUUUUACGGUUUGAUUUUUUUUUAUUGUCUUCAUAAUAGAAUAACGCACACGAUUCGUUUUUCGUAUAGGCACCUCGUGUAUCCUGAUUAUCGUUUUAGUUUGAAAAAAAAAAUGAACGAAAAAUGAUUAGGUAUUCGUUUUACAUUAAUUCACACACAUUAACACAAUCGUGGGGGGGAGGAUAUCGAUUUUCGAUUAUCUCGUUAUUUCGUCGUUUUCUGUUCAAGAGCACAAACGUGGUAGAUUUAUUAAAAAAUAUACAAAAUUAAUCCUCAAAAUAUCAUUAGGUAGUUUUAUUAAACCGAAUGUGCAAUAUUAUAUUCAUUAUUAAAUAUAAAACCGUGAUCUAUCCGUUCGUUCGUAACGCUUUGCUGAUUUACCAUGGCGACCAAAUAUAAAAUUCAUUAUAAUCUAUCUUAUGUAUGACUUUAAAUGUUUAUUGAAUAUUGACAAACUGAAAUUCGCUUUAAAAGUUCCUAUACUUCGUAUAUAAAAAUUAAUAGUAAUUUGUUCCUCCGUUCUUCUAAAUAGAAAUUCGAUUCAACGAAUUUAUUUCUUCAAAAACUAAAAAAUAAUAACAUAUCUUUGCUCAUAAGGAAGAAUAAAGACUUUAGUUAAUUUUUGGAUUUUUUUUAUAAUUUUGUCCCUUUAUUUUUAGUAUAAAUUGCUUAGGUAUAUACACGACCGGAUUAAUCUCAAUUAUAGUACUAGGCAUAUAUUCCCAUAUAUUCUGUUGUUAAGUCGUCUAAAAUAUAAAACCUAUAUCAUAACUAAUACUAUAGCCGUAAAAUUAUUUGAUAACUUAUGAGUGAUUUAAAAUUCAAAAUUCAAAACUAUUAUGUUACUUAAUCCAUUUCAAUAUGCAUAAUUUCGGGACGUUAUUGUGUAUUACAAGAAAUAAAAUAGCCCCUGUUAUUGCCUCGCCCCAAGCACGCGUCUACCUCGCCUAUACGUUAAUCCGGGCCUGAGUGUAUAUAUUUUCAAAAUUAAAUUCGCUUGUAUUGAAAACUAAACCAAAUUGACUCAAACCUUUCCUUGUCGCUGGACUAAAUAUAAGAACUUUACUGUGGACCCUCUAAAUAUUAAAGUCCAUAUAAUAUCUUGUAAUAAUAGUAUUAUUAAAGUAAUGUUUAUAUUUUAUCAUAAUAUAAAAUCACAUCCGCUUUAAUAAUAAUUAUUACCCCAUGGUGUUUUGUUGAUAUAUAAUGUGCGGUUCGUUGUAGUGUUUUUUGUUGUUUUUUUUGUCAGUUUAUUACUGAUGGUUUUCAACCGAUACGCACGUAAAACGACCACAGGACCGAUAAAAAUGUUUCAUCACACAACAGGUGUCAGAGCAUCUCGUAUUUGUAUAUUAUAAUGUACGAGUCUGUGCGUUUAUGCUAUUUAUAUUGUUCUAUUCGUGUAGUUGGUAUAGAUAACUAGAUAGGCCUCAUUGCGAGGAACAUAAGGAUUAUUGUUCCUAUCCGGCUGUAUUGUUUUCGGCUUAUGUCAAACGGCUUAAAAAUUUCAUUGUUUACUAUUAUAUAUGUAUAUUUUUUAAAAUGUUCGUUCCGGUAAAAAACAAUUAGAAUUUAAAAAAAAAAUUAAAAUUUUUAACUAUAAGUAUCUAAAGAUUUAAGUAUAAUACUAUUGAUUUAUAAAAUUGAUAAUAUAAUAAAGUCAACGGUAAAAUGUACCUUGUAUGAGGACCGAAUAUUUUAUAUUCUUAGCGGAACGAGGAAUGUAUUGCAGGUUUUACAAUGAUGUUUAUUUUUUUUUUUCUGUGGACAAAUUUUCUAUCAUCAAUUUUGGUUCGAUAUACAAUGAGAAAACUUUCUGAAAGGAUAUCUGACUGGGGUGAUAUUUUAGGGAGGUCAAUUUUUUUUGUUUUCCCGUGAGUUUUCUCAAUAAAUAGGAAAAAACGCAGAAAAAAUGGGAAAAUAGGUACAAUAUUAAACAAGUAUUAUUAAAUAAAAUGUUAUAUAAUGUAUAAUAUGUAAUUAUAUUACCAUAAUAUGAAAUAUAUAUAUUGUUAACAAAGAAACUCUAUCAACCGAACUCUGCUCAGAAUCGUUUUUUCAUUAGAAACGGUUAAUUAUUACAAACAGAUAUGAAAAAAAUCCCUUCUAUAUACCCUUACUUCUCAACUUAUCACCUACAACAGUGGCCCACCUAUGUGUGAAGUAUGUCCGUACUUUGUUCAUUUGUUGUUAUACGCACAAAACAGAUAGGGAAAAAAACGUUAAUAACAACAAAUUUUACAAAUAUUUGAUUUUAAAUACACUUGUUAUUAUCGUGUAAACCAAAAUAAAAAACUACUAUCAUAUUAUAUAUGAUAAUAUUAUAAAUAAUAUUAGGUAUAUAUAUAUAUAUAUUAGGGUGGUCCUUAUUUUUGAACUUUCAAUUUUUGAAUUUAUCACCCUCCCAUAUUUUCCGUUAUCAUAAAAAACUAAGUUUUGUUAAAUUUGGUGUUAGGAACUCACCCCUUUCACGAGCCGCAAGAGGGUUGAAAAUUGUUAAAUGGUGUAGUUUUAAAGUUUUUUGUACUUAAUUCAAAAAAUAUUAUACUUAGCUUAAAAAUUUGUAGAAUCUGAUUUAAAGAUCUAAGCAUUUUCUACAAAAAAUAUUCUUACAAUAUUUCUUCUAAAUCUAAUAUUUUUCAAGAAAAAUAAUAUAAUAUUAAUUUGUUUUCAAAUUUGUAUUUUGCUAUUUUUUAAAUAUAUCUGGUAAAUGAGCAAUGUUAUAACAUAACAUAAAAAGAUAAAAUAAAAUAAAAUUAUACCAGAUUACAUAACAUAUUUUUGAAUAUUAAUAACAAAUAAUUUCAAAUAUAUAAAAAGUAUGCACGGUUCAAAUUAUAUUUAAAUAAAAAUUCUUUAACUUAUAUGUAUUAAUUAAUGUCUCCUUUCUACAAUCCGGAUAAUUUGUUUUGUAAUCAUUUACAACUUGUAACAAAAAUUGUUUUUGUUUUUCGUCCUUCGUUAGUAUACUAUUGUACUCUUGAAUUAACUUGACGUCUCUAUCUGUAACAUCAUUUAUGACAAAUAAGUUUGUUAAAAUACUAAUUCCUUUUUGAAAGUCUUCUUUGUGAUUCCAAUUAUCUGGGUAAAAAUUUAGGAAAUCAAAAGGAAAUUUUAAGUCUUGAAAAAAAUUCAUUAUUUCUAGUGACACAAAUUCAUACAGUUCUUUCUUUAAAAAUGUUUCUAUAUCCUCACUACGCAAUAUAAAUUGUUUAUUAUUCGUCUCAUCAAUAUCAAUACUAGGCGUUUAUUUAAUUACUUCUACCGUUAUAAUUUUAAUUAAAGUUGACACACGAGAAUCAAAAAAUAACAAUUCAAUAUUUUCAGGCUCGAGGUACCUUAAAUGACAACAAAAAUUAUGUACAGCUUCCUUAGAAAUUAUAGUAUCUGGGUAUUUUAUCAAUUUCUUUAAAAAUAUAAAAUCGUUGAAUAGGGAAUCAAUUGAAACAGGAUAUUCAAACCACGCUUCUACGUAUACUUUCACUUAAAAAAUACUUAUAUCUUGAAAUGUAUUUUAUUCUCGAACAUAAGUUUAAACUGUUCUCGGAACAUAUAUAUUUUUAAACAGUAUAUCGCUUUCGAUGUCCACCUUACAUGAUGAUAAGCACCAGGAUAAUGAAAGGAUAUACCAUUUGGUAGUUUCGCACCCAGAAAUAUAAUAGUCAACUCUAAUAGUUCUUAAUAAUCAUCUCUAUAUUGUUUUUUUUUCAAAUUGUGAAAACUGUAAUUUAUAAUUUCAGAUCUAUUUCUUUCAACAGUAGAUUUUAACUAUGUCAUCUAUUCCUAUUUUAAACUGUGUUAAAUCAAUUUGGGGCCAUGCAUGUUGAAAUUUUUUAAAAAUAGGAACAUCUGGACCAGUUGUAUUUAAUUUUAAUUUUACUUCGAAUACAUUUCUGAACACUUCUUAAAUUUAGGUAUUGGAUAUUUUGUGCGAUUGCGUAAAAAAUUCUAGUAUAAUAAGUAUUUAUUAAUAUCUAAUUUCUUAAUAUUUAAUAGAAUCAAGUUUUAUUUAACAUUAAUUAAUCUGAUGAUAACAUAAUCAUUAUUAUUAUUAUUUAAUUGUAAUAGGUAAUUUUUUUUUAUUAUUAACGAGGUCAUUAGUAUUUAGUACUGUCUACCUACAUACCUGAUGUAAUACAUAAUACUAAAAUAUCUAUUAUCAGAUUUAUUAUUAUUUCUCAUUAUUAAAUAUCGAGUUAAAUACCAUUAGUUGGGUAUAUUGUAAAUUAACUUAGACAUUAGGUUCGUUUAUACAAAGAUACGAAAUAUUACCGCAAAAAAUAAAUAACCAAAAUUAUCAUUUUUUCUAACUAAACAAAAUCUUUAAAAUUCUAUUGAAUCCGUAGGUUUUAUUGUAGAUAUAUACGAAUUUGGAAGAGUUUUGGAAAUUCUGCAAAUCAACAUGUAACCCCACCUAUAUAAAUAGGUAUGUGAUUUUGACAAAAAAAAACAAACUUAAGAUUAUGUUUUCAAAAAUGAGACCCUGUUCUUUUUGUUAUUUGUUGAAACAAUGAUUGAAGUGGUAAAACAUCAAAGACUAUAUUUAUUUAAGAAAUCCAUCACGGAGAUAAAAUUUCCAAAAUAUUUUUCUCCCGUACACAUUUGUUUAUGAAAAAUAUGCUAAUUGGGUUUAAAAAUAAACUGCACUUCCCAACCAACAAAAAAAACUUUACAUAAUAUAUCACUGUUCAGUUAAAAUAGAAUAUACAUUUAUAUGUAUAAUCUAAUAACUAGGUAUUGAAACAUUUCGUUUUAAUAGAACUAAUUCAAGUUUUUAAAACGCCAUUUAAAAUACCUCAGUGACAAUAAGUCGUCCCCUCAUUUUAACCACUGGACUCAAGAUAAUUAUAACGUUUACCUUUAUCAUUGAGUAAAUCUUUAUCAGGUUUUAAUUACUAUCUAUAAAUUUAAAUGUUUUAUAGUUAAAGGUAUGUAAAUAAGAUUAACAUAACACAACACUCGAGAUAAUGAUGAUCAUUACUUAUCUAGGAAAGAGUUAACUUUUAUCGGAAUUUUUGUUGUUUUGUUAUUCAUAAAGCAGACAGCUCUGAAAUGUUUUUAACGUUAUUUUUUAUCAUCCUUAUUUUUGGGGGUGAAGUCACUAUAUACUUUUGAUUUUAGUUUAAAUACAUUUUGUUAAAAUGAAAUUAAACUAAAAAAUCAUUUAGAUAUUUAUUGCACUUGUAGGUUGCUAUUUAUAAAAGGUGAGUACUGAUAGUGGUUAAUACUUUCCGUUAUAAUUAGAGUCUUAUCGCGGAUUGAUCACUGUAUUAUGUAAUAUACAUUGCGUAAUCUAUAAUUAUUAAUCUUGUUCAUUAAUUAUUAUUUAUUAGGUACAUAUAACGAGAUAGGUACUACCUAUAAUAAUAUUGUAUUAACGCUUUUAAUAACAAGAUUGUACAAAACAUAAUAGUAUCAUUUAAAUUAAAUUAAAAUUAUUUAUGUCUCAUGAUUUAUAUGAAUCGAUUGAUAUGGCCGAUGGGCCAUAGGUUAGCAUUUCAUUUGGUACCUAGCCAAUUGUAAGCAACCAAGACAUUGAUCGCAUUUGAGUACUAAUGUAUAAUUAUUAAUAACUCAAAGAUACUGUGUCGAAUACAUUUUCAGGAACUUUGUAAUGCUUGCAAGCAUACUCAAUAAUAUUGUGUUAAUUUAUUAAAUUAACACAUCUUAAUCCUUAAUGAUUUCAAAACUGUCCGUUCAAAAAAAAAAUAAAAAAAUCAUUAAUAUUAAUAAUAUAUUAUAUAUAAUAUAAUAUAAUAAAAUUAUUCUCAAAUAGAAAUAAAAUAUUAUUUUAAAGAUCAAUCCAAACAAUUGGUGCUGAAUUAGGAAUUUUACCAAAUUAUAAAUGUUUGUUAAAUUUAAUUAGUUGAUUUUAGGCUUCAGUUAUUAGAUUUAGAAAAUUUAAAAACAUUUAGUAUACCUACCUACCUACCUUUUUUUCUGGAACUGCAAUCAAUAUGGUGCUUACUACAUUGUAUGAUUUUGAAAGAUGGCGCACAAUAUAAAAUAACAAAAAUGUAAAAAGAAAGAUUAUGAUGAAAAUAGUUAUAAAAUACAAUUAAUGAGAGGAGGGGAACUUUGUCUCUAUGGGCGUAUUCUGGUUAUCGGUUGGAGGUACAUUCGUUUAAAUUAAAGUUACUCUUCUCAUAAUAUUUGUUCAUCAGUCUUUUUGAAUGAGAAAACUAUACUACAAUAUAUUAUCUUUAUUAAAAUUGUGUAUCAUUUACAUUACUUAGAAUCUCUAGUCAUCAAGAAUUGUCGUCAUGUUAAUAUAAAAUUCAGAGAAAAAACAUGAGAUAUUAAAAAGAAAAAUGUAGCGAUAUAAAAAAUUGAACUUCUAUAUUCAUGGUAAAAACAGUGUUGAACGGUUCAAAUACCGAAUAUAUUAACUUCAACCAAAUACAGAAUAAUGUUUUAUUAAUAAUAAUUCAAGUUGAGGUAAUAGAACUAAAAUUACAAUAAUAGUCAAAUUAAACGGUUGUUAAUUUAAUAAAAAUAGCCGUCUCUUUACUACACCUAUUACAUAUUAUAUAAAUUAACAAUUCUAUCAAAAAAUAUAAUAUCUUUUAUCGAUUUGGGCACUUUACCGGUCUGAUUGUGUACAUUUCUAUAUUAUUCUAAACUACAAUUUAAAUAUCAACAAUCGGCAAAAAUGAAAAAUAGGAGUUCCAGACCAACCUUCGGGUUGAAAAAAAUAUAUGUAAACAUAAAUAAUAUAGUUUCAUAUGUAUACUUAAAUUUCGGUUUAACUCGUGCAUCUACUAUUUAUUAUCUAUGAACCUUACAAGAACUAUGGAUAUUAUUAUAUGAUACACUUAUUUUUAAAAACUAUGAGUGAAUUACAUUUAGUUUAAACGUUUAUUUGAAUAUGAACGCAGACCAGUUUUAAAUAUUUUUAAAAAUGUUAAGUUUUUGAUAAAUUAAUAAUAAUGUACCUACUGGUGUUAUUAUAACAUCAAUUCAAUUAUUUUAAUUUAAUAGAAAAAAAGAGCUGAUACUGGGAACGGGUGUGCCACUGUUAUAAUUUGAAAGUUUAAAAAAUAGAAUACAUAAAAGUUAUUUAUUAUAUUUAUUAUAUUUAUUAUUUAUAUCUGUAAUUAACGAUAAACCAUCGAUAAAACCUAAAGUCCGUAAUAUUUUCAAUUUUCGUCAAAAAUUGAUUUUAAAACUUUUAUAUCAAAUACGAUAUUGUACUACAUUGCACUCAAUUUUUUUUUUUACCAUUUAGUAUGACUUAUAAUGAACUUCCUGUCAGACCUUUAUCUAGUCUAACAAUUUUAUCCUCAGAGUACGUAACAAAUAAUAAUUACGUAAAAAACUGGCAUAAUUAAAAUCUCUAUAAAUAGCUCAAAAAUGCUCAAAUAUUUUUAACAUUUUACCACAUAUAGAAAAGGCAACCUUAAGUCUUUUGUCAAAAUGUCAACUCUCAAUUUUGGGAAUUGUUAUGAAUUACCUGAUUGCCCGAACAAUUACCUUAAAGUGUAAAAACCGUAGCUCACAGACACGGAAAAAUAUACAAAAAUACAAAAACAUACAUCAUAGUAAAACCAAAAAAAAAUAAACCUAAAAAAAUAUGUACCAACGUAAAGAUAACGUUUAGGUAUAGUUAUAUCUAAAUAUUUAGCUAAGUAUUGAAAAUACAUAUAAUGUUAGAUAAAAAAAAAUACCCGUGUGCUCCUAGAGCUUCUAGAGUCACUUGAAUUUAAUUUUCUUCCCAUUUAUUUUUUUAUAGUAGAAAUAUAUUUUGCUAAACAAUAAAUAACCGUGUGUAUAUUUUAAUAAAAUAAUACUUGUAUACUAUAUAAUACUAUACAACUAUAAUAGUUUCAAAAAAAAAAAAAAUAUGUGAAAUUUGAUUAUAAAAAUUUUUAUGAAUGUUGGGUUAGGAUUGAAAGUUAAACUCUCAAACUACAUGUUCUUAAAUAUUAACGUAAUACACACACACACAUAUAUAUAUAUAUAUAUAUAAAUAAUAUAAAUAUAUAUAUAUACACAAUAUAUAGUAGUAAUUUGUCUUUGAUUUAUAAUAAUUAAUAUAUUUAUUUAUAAACGCCCGAUGGACACAGUGUAUAUUAUGCUUAAAAUUAUUUUAGUAAAAACUGUAGAGAUGUAUAACAAAGAGUUGCAAAAAUAAGUCAAGUAAGACAAUAUUAGUACUAUGAACUAUAAAGUAAAUAAUUCAAGACAAUAAUAACAAACUUCUUUUAGCUAUUCUUUUUUUUUGUUUUGUGUAGUGUUAUUCUUUAAUUUUUAAAUUUCGAAUAAUCUUAGGAAUUAUUAUAAUAAGUCUAUAUAAUGUAUAAUAUGUAGUUUAAGGAUUUUGAAACAAUUAAUUUUACCUCUGAUUUUAUUGAAACUUCCUAUAAUCUCGGAGAGUGUAUUUUGGUGGGUUAAAUUAUUUUUUAAAAUGCCAUGAUUAAAUUAUUUUUAGUUAUAUUUGGGAUAAACAUUAUUUAAAAAUACGACUAUGGGUUAUUUAUAUUGUUGAAUCUACGAACUAACGUCGAAUGUGGCCUUUUACGAUAUUUUUUCCCGAAAGCCAUAUGGGAUGAAAAGGGAUAAAAUCAUAUUAUGGAUUACUCAUUGUGGAGGAUAUACGCACAGAAGUUGCAAAAACGUUUUUUGAUAUUUCUACAUUUUUUCCUGAACAUCCAUAUGGGAUGGAAAUUAAUAAAAGAGAUGACAACAGAAAAACUAACCACGGAUAAUGUAUAAUAGAAGGUAUACGAAAAAACGUUGUAUGAGAUAUUUUUGAUAUUUUAAAAUGUUUUCCCAAUAGCCAUAAUUAGUGAAAAAUAUUCUUCCAUUACCGUUUUCAAAGAUAGUGUAAUCAUAAAAUCUGAUUGUUGAUUAUUAUAUUGUCAUUGAAAAUAUGAGGGCAUGCAAAAUUUCAAGUCGAUCGAACUACAGGAAGUGGGUCAAAAAUCCAUUGCAAGUUUUAAACUUUUUUAUUUGCGUACUAUUUUCCUAGUAAAUAGAUAUUUUUGGCUUACACAAAAAUGCUCAAAAUAUUAAGAUGAAAAACAUAGACAAUUAUUAUAAUCUAUUUUAUAGUUACAAAUUAAUACAAUGUUCUAUUUAAAUUUAUUAAAACAUGUUUAAAUCUAUGUUAAUUUGAACUUCGCUCAAAAUAUUUUUUCCUUGUGUACACAGAUUUAAAUUAAAUUACUCUAUUACAUACCUACCUACCUAACUUUUGUUGUUGAUUAGUUUGCAAAUAAUUUCCACUGCAGUUAUCUUGCACCUAUAUAAUGGAACAUAUAGAGCAAAUAUCUCAUCAAUUUUUUUAAAUUUCGAUUUUCGGGUAGAACUUGGGUAGGUGAACUUUUGUUUAUAAUUUUUUAAAGAACAUGUGAGUAUAUUGACCUAUAUCAGCUUGCUAAAUUUUUUAACAGUUAAUUUUUAAAUUACCUAAUAUUAACUAGUAAACUCAUAUACUUAAUAUAACUGUUUAAGAAGAAAAACAACUCGUUCCAGGAUAUUGAGUAUUGGGAAGUAGUUGUCCUUCAUCGCUCACCUCGAGCCAGUUUUGUGUAUUAUCAUGGAAUUAUCAUAAAAUAUAAUAUUAUCAAUUUUUAAGUAUAGGUACCUAUAAUGAUUAUUAACGUAUCCGAAAAAUAAUAUUAUAACUGAACCAUGACCUCUAACAUACGUCAUAUAAUAGUGUGUUUAUAAUGUACUUUAAAAAUGUAUAUAGUAUUAAAAAAAAAAAAAAAAUACGAAAUGUAGAAAUUUUGUAUGAAAAAUAUUUAAACGUUCAAGUAUAUACCCCACAUAAAAUUAUGUAUUAUGAUUUACCUAAUAAAUUUUCAAAUAAUAAUCUUCUUUUCUGCAAAUUAUAAUAUUAAUAUAAAUCUAAAAAUAAUUUGUGUUGCAAAAUUUAGACGUUACAGUUGCAAUAACUAUAUCUUAAAAACUUAAAAUUAUACAUUAAACGAAAGUUCGACCAAGGUACUAAAAGAAACCACUAUGAACGUAAUUAAAUAUAAUUUUUGUUGGUAUAGUAUAAUAAUAAUAACUGAAAUAAAUUUAAUCUAAUUGCAAAGGGUGGAAGGCUAUACGUAAAAAUCAAAAAGUCUUGUAAAAAAGUCUGCCGUUCAUCUGAAAUUUUAAGUUAAAAUUUGGUAAUUCUUUUUUGUUAAUACAAGAGAAAAACUUUCGCCACGAAAAACGAAAUAAAAAUAGUACGGAUGAUUUGCGUUCUUGUCGUUCUUGAAUACGUGUAAUAAUCCGUUUAAAGUCAUAUAAAUACCAAAUAAUAUAUAUUUAUUAUAUCUUCAAGUAUGAGUGAAUUUCUGUAAUAUCGCGAUGUUUCAUACAUAAUAUAUUGUUUAUUGAUUAUUUAUUGAAUUUUGAAUGUUUGUCCAAUAUUAUUUUAUUAUUUUGAAUAACUGCUUAAUAUUUAUGAAUUUUAUGCGUGAUGAUUGAGUGCAGAACACCGCCAAUUUCUUAAAGAAACAUCGAAAUUUGACAUUUUAAAGUUAAUAUCCGUAUUAACUCAUAUAUUUAUACGCAAUAUUAUGUAAACAUUUUUUUUUAAAUUCGGAGCGUAACGAGAGAUUUUUAUGUGUUUUUUACGAAAUUUUAAUUUAGUCCGUACGAUGUGAAUAUAAUUGUUUGAGAAAAAAAAGAAAUUCAAAUUUAACAGCAGGUUCAUUAUAAAUAGUACUUAUUAGUGCACCAAAAAAAAAAAAAAAAUAUAUAAUGUAAUAUAGUAAUUUUUUUUUUAAGAUCAAAUUUUGAGGAAAAUUGUAUGUAUAUUACGGAUUUUCAAAUGAUGUUUAAACGAACUUCGCUCAGAAUCGCUUUUCGUUAGCAAUGGUUUAUCGUUAUUUACAUUUAUACAUUAAAUAACUUUAUAUAUCCUACAUUCCCAACUUACCAUUUACAACAGUAUUUUUUAUUUGUUGUGUCUGUAAACAUUUUUUUUUUACCAAAAGUCUUGUUCCAAUCAAAAAUUGUAUAGGAACUUUCUUGUAGCUUUUUGAUCUAGUUGGUAAAUUAAAACAGUCAUUUUUUUGAUUUUUCUUGUAAUUUACUUAACAAAUUGGAAAAAAAAUGGUAAUUUUUGUGUAAUUUUUAUUGGUUUUCUAAUUAUUUAUAAAUUAUAAUACUUUACUUAGAAUCGUUUUUGUUAGUAAUGGUUUAUAGUUGAGUACAAAUAUACAUUAAAUUAAUCUAUAUAUUCUCCCUUCCAGCUUUACCACUAAAAUAGUGGCACACCAAUAAUAACUAGUAGUAGAAUCAGUCUGAAUUUUUUGGCGAAAAAACCGUACCUGUAUGUGUUGUGGUUUUCAAUAGAUAAUUAAUAUUAUGACGCAAAUUUAAUUAUUUUCUUGUGUGGUGGGGAGAGGAGGGGUUUCCGGAGAUAGUUAGUGACGAAGACUAUAAUAUUAUAGGAAAUAAAAUAAAAUAAUAAUUUUUCUUUUUUUUAUAAUCUACCUACCGCGAAAUACUAUGUACGUACGUAUAUUAGUAUUGUUUUUAUUUUUCUGGAUAGAUAUACCUAUUAUAAAUACCUUGAUUAUUUUUUUUCGGGUGCGUCCUUGGAUGCGAGUGGUAAUAAAUUCAGUGAAAAUAAUAAUAAUACUAUAAUAGUAUAAUACGCAUUACCACACUCACCGUACGAGUAUAAUAUUAUAUAUAGGUAGGUAUCGGAAGUAAUGACUGUUUUUUUUUGUCUGUGCGACAACCGACUCGUCGGACGGGAAAUAGACGAAGGGUAAUCGGGGACCGCUGUGUGUCGUGUUUGUGUUAACUGGAAAAAAAAAACGGACGUCCUCAUCAUUUAUUAUUAUAAUACGUAUACGUAGCUAAUGUAUAUAUAUACUAUACAUAUAUACGGCACAUUGUUGCUUAAUUUGUGGGAUUUAAUGCUGUUUACAUCGUGACGAAAUAAUAUAAUACCUUAGUGAUGAGUACGAGACACGUAGGAUUUAAUUUUGGGGAGGUUCAUUAUUAAAAAUUUCAAAAUAUUAAAAUACUAUAGAGUUAAGAAAAACUCCCCUUGGCUAGAUUAUUGAUUCACAUUUCCCAAUAAAUAAAAAUAAAAUAAAAUAAUUCCCAAUAGUUUAUACUAUCGAUACCUUACGUGAAAUAUGUAAUAUUUCUUUCGAAUUUUUUUUGUCAUUACCGAACAGAUAAAUUAUUUUUAUAAAUAGUUUUCGAAUACGAUGAACUAACAAAUAAUUCCAGUAACUGUUCGGCUAUACCUAUAGUUUCCAAAGUAUAUUUCGUCUGAUAGUCGAAUUUCAUUUGAUUUGAACGUAUAGUUUUCAUAUUAUAUUGUACUUUAUAAUUAUGAGGGAGGGAGUACUAUACAAAUAACAUUACCAGUUAUAAUAAAAUAAAAUAAACGUGUUAUAAUUUAAUGAGUUCAAAAAACGAUUUUUUUUUAAUAUAUUAUGGAAAACUAAUUUUUAAUAGUUUUAAUGAUGGACUCUUUUGACCUAAGUAUAAUUUGACCAUCCCUAGUUAAUUGUUAGUCAUAACUAAUGUACCGAUGCACACCAUACACUUGUGUAUCACUUGUAGUAUGAUUUUAUUGACAUUGAUCUACAAAAAGUAUUGAAUUAGGUCCCUAUAGUUAUAUUUUUUAAAUUCUGAGUGUAGCGAAGAAUGUAUUGGUUUUACUAAAAUAUCUAUUCUUUUUAAAUGAUCUUUUGUUGUGUAGGUUUUACUAAUUACUCUUACUAAGUGUUUAAGACCAAUUUGAAUCUUCGACAUGUUAUGAAUAAUUAAGGCAGGGGUGGAUUCAGAGGGGAGAUAGGGGUGAUUGCCCCUCCAACCGUCCACUCUCCAAUAUACUCUUAGUUGUAUAAUACUUUUACCUAGAUUCAUCAUAAAUGCGUGCUUAACAUGCAUUUUCAAAAUCACUCCUGCCUCUUGUUAUAUUUUGUCUUGGAUCCUGGUUCCGGAAUUGAGUAAAUAUUAAUUUAUCUUUUUCUACUGUUAAUAUACGAUGAGCCGUUAACUUUUAUUAAAUGUCUAACAAUACCGUAAUAUUUAAAUAUUAUAAACACCUAAUCUUCUAAAAAAAAAAAAAAAUGAAUAAAAUUGAUAAGAUUGUUUCUUAGCUGUUUGAAAUUAUGUUAUACGAAUCGAUCGAUUUAUUUUUUAUUUAUCACAAUUUAUUAAUGUUUAUCAUUAUAUUAUUUUGUUUGAUUUAUAAUAUUAAUAACUAUCAUAUAAAAAUAUUUCAAAUUUUAAUUUUUAGAUUAUACCAUGACGUGAUAUCAUUUCCAAGUGAUUAAAAUCAUUAAAUUCUCAUUAUCAUUAUUUAUUUUUUAUUUUUUAUUCUAAUCAUUUGUGGCUAAUAUAAUACCUAAAUAUAAUGUUUGUAUUUAUUGUUCAUAUAAACGUAUAUCGUUAUGAAAUAAAUUAUCUCAAAUGUUUAUUGUAAAUUAUUAUUUAUUAUAUCAAUAUGAGUUAAGUACGGGCUAAUCUAUUAUGUAGCUCACUGGAUAUUUCAAAAACUAUUUAUUUUUUUUUUUUUUUUAUUUUUUUGUUUUUGACAAUUUAAGAAACAGUCAGAUUUAAAAUAUUACAUUAAUAUUAUUUUUUGACACCAUUAUUUCUGAGAGUGAAAUGAUAACCUACUUUCGAUUUCAUAUGGCAACUUACAUUUAAAAAUAAUAUUAAUAGAUAAAAUAUUUAUUUAACUAUAUUUUAGUAUUGCAAUUUUUGAUUUCCGCUCAUCGAUUAACGAGAUAAUCCAAUUUUAAGUUAAGGUAUUAGUGGGAUACUUGUGGAGCAUCAUUUGUAUUAUGGAGGCAUGGCGUACGGCGUUUUAAUAUAACCAUAUUAAAUGAAUCUUCCUGUAUGCAUAUAUUCACGUAUUUGUAAAUUAAUUGUACUUGUCUAAUAAUUUAUUGAAUUUAUGUAAAUUAUUUUCAGUAGUCUUUAAUUUUUUUGUUUUUUGUUAUUUAUUAUUAAUAAUAAUUGUAUCGUUGAAUGUAUUAUAACAACUAACAAGAUAAGAUAAGAUUAUAUUUUUAUUGUAAGUUCUAUAUAUAUAUAAAAAAAUAUGGGUCUUAAAUAAUAUUCGUUAUUUAACUUUUAUAAAAAAAAAGUUCUUAUAUCAUUUAUGUUUGUCCGUAAAACGUCUAUUGUGACGGGAUUCAAGUUGAUGUUUUUAUCUUAUCGGUUGGAAUUCUAUCGCUGUAGGUUUUAGAUUAAAUUAGAUUGAAAUUAUAUUUUUUAACUGUUGCUAAAUUUAAAGAUGACAUUUUUUGUCUACUUUUUGUGGUAGUGGUUCCAUUGGCUUGUAACUUAAAUUAUAAUAUUACGUUUUGUUUGUGUUGUCUUAAAUUUUUUGAUGAAUUUAAGUUGUAAAAUAAUAAUUUUCAAAUUCAAAGGUACAUAAUAUAUUAUGUAAAAUGUAUUAUUAUAAACGAUUACAUGGUGUAAUUAUUAUUGACUAUAAUAUUGCCACACGUAAGGUUUUAGAAGAUAAGGUCAAGCUAUCAAAUGCUGUUGCUUAGAGAGGAAGUUUUAAAGGUCCAUUAGCCUGGAAUUUGAAAUUAGAUUACCAAACUAACGCCAUUUUUUGUAAUGAAUUCGUAAUUUACUGUAACUUUUUUUUUUUCAAAUUUUUAACACCCUCCAAUGUCCAGAAGAUAUAAUUUUGUUUUUCGUUGGAUCUUAAACUUCUCUAAUCGGAACCGAACUAAUGCUGUUUUUUUUAAGAAAUUAUAGCACGAUAUCACAUAACACAAUGAAAUAAAAAUAUGCAAGAUACGCGACUCAUAUACCACUUAUGGGACUUAGGCUUGCUCAAUUAAUAAGUGCGAAAGUGUGUGUUUGUUUGUCUUUUUCUCAUGUUGUUACGAAGCGACCGAUCGGUAUGAUUUUUUGCAUAGGAAUAGUUGGAGGGCUGAGUAGUAUUAACUUUUAUCCUCUAGAGGUUUUACUAGAGCAACCAUUCUUGCAUUUUGAGGUGGAGCUUAAUAAGGACUACCAGUGGCGUAUUUGAGGGGGGCGAUGGGUGGAUCGCCCCCUUCUUGGAAUUUUUCGACUGUGAUUUUUCAAUCACGGCUGUAGGAAAUAAAAUAAUAUAGUAUUUAUCACCGUGUUAUUAUUAUUUCUUGGGUAUUUUUAUUUGCAUUACUAAAAAGUAGUGAUAAUGAUAUAGGUGAUUAGAGCAAUUCUUUGUCUAUAGUAUAUAUAGGGGUAUCAAUAUAGAUGACCAAACAGUAAUCAUCAUAUAGAUCGGUUUGUAGGAGAAAAAAGAUUAAUAUUGCUUUAAAAUUGUUAUACAUAUUUUUUUGUAUAAUUAUUUGAUAUAAAUAUAUUUUGUAUACAAUGUACAUAUUAUUAUAGGCAUAUUUUAUUACGGCCAUUACAGGUAAACGUCAAAAUCGUGCAAAUUUCAGAAAUACCCGCGAAAUGUCGUAUUUCGGCUUUUUCCGGACAAAUCUAUUUAGUAUAAAUGACCAACAUCAUUUGAACAAAACUUUAACAUCCAUACAUUUAAAUUUUUCAAAUUUGUAAGAUUUGUUCGAUUCAGCUGUUGAUCGUGACAUAUUUAUUAUUUAUAAUUCAUUUAUUUUUUCAAACUUUUUUUAAUUGUCAAGGAGAGGAAUUAUUAAAAAAUGAUUACUAUUAAAUUUUUUUUUUGGGACGAGGAAAUCCCUUGUGAUAUUUUCUGGUAUAUUAAAAGUUUUGAACCGCCCCUUCCUUGAUUGAGCUCUAGAUACUCCACUGAGGACUACCAACCUCUAUUACAAUAACAAUAUGUCAUUUCAGAAAUUAAAAUAUAUUAUCAAUAUAUAUAAUAUUUAUUUUUAUGUACAGCAUUACUAUCUAAUAUAAUCUAAUCUAAUACAAUAUAAUAUAUAGUAGACCAUUUUCUUAAUAUGACUUACGAAUAUGUUUAUGAAUCAACGAUACCUAUACCUAUACCUAUGCCCAUAAACGUGAUAUAGGCGAUUUCAUGUUUAUACAAUUUUGUUCAAUCCUAUUACUGAAACAUUUCAAUAUGUUUCAGUAAUAAUAAGGCAAUUGUUAGUAUUAUUAGGUAUAUUUAGACACGCAGUGUGAACAAUACCUAGUUGAUAUUACAUGAUUAUUGUAUUAAUUACCUAUUUAUCUUAUUUUAUCUAAUGAAUAAAACAUAAAACUGUUUAUACCGAUAUUAAUUAAUAAUUAUUAUAAAAUACUAGGCAUUUCAAGGAAUAAAAAAAAUGAAAAAUAAAAUACAUAGCAGUUAUGUACUAUAUUAUUUAAAAAUUAAACAGAUCAAUAAGCAAGUGAAAAAUGUUAUUGGUUAAUUUUCCUAUACUGUGAUAAACAUUACGUUAGUAGACGCUCAUUAUUCUGGAAAGUAUUAAAAUUUUUCAGAGUUUGUUUUUUAGAAAAUUCAAGAAACAAGUAGCUUUAAAAUGUUGCAUUACCUUUUUUUUUCGGGGUGAAAUAAUUUAAUAUUUUCAAAUAAAAACCUAGACAUUUUAAAAAUUCCAUAAAUAGAUGGAUUUUUUUAAAAAAAAAAUAACUAAAACCGCCUCUCUAAGCGAGCACAAAAUUAACACAGAAGAUAUACCUACUGUCCCGGUCUUUUUUUUUUAAGACGAUGAUUAUGGGUCGUUCAAAAUAUAUUAAAAGAUAGUGUAGAACAAUAAUAAUAAUUUUGAAUAAUAAUGUAACACUUUAUUGUGCCACACUAUAAAAAAUUAUUUAUUUAAUUCUGUUUGUGCACAAGUUAUUAAGAUUUGAUUUUUUAUUAUGCAAUUAAAACAUUAAACGGAUGGCUGGAUUAUUUUAAAACAUCCAUCGUGCAAGUUUUGGCUCAUUAGUAAUCCAACCGUAACCAAACAAAUUAUUGUGUUAACUCUCUACUAUUUGAUCGUAUCGCUUUAUUAUAUUAUAUUGUAUUCUACCGUGUAUACGUAUAUAGGACUUCCCAGUUUUUUUGUUUAAGGUAAAAACAAUUAACAACCCAAUUAAUUGCAUCCGGACAAUAGAGUUAUGUAUUGAUGUGUGUUUGUGCUGUGUGAACGAGCGAUAAUAUUCAUCGCAUAGGCACCUCUAAAACGAUGAAUAUUAAUGCGACAUUGAGGAAACAAAGUCAUAACGAAAUCCUUGGUCAGGGAUCGUAUAUUCAUGUGUGUUGUCUGUUGAGAUUUAUAGAUGGUUUGAAAAUGUAUAACUUACGUUUAAUAAUUAUUAUUGUUGUUGGGAAAAUAAUUGUGCACAAUUUUUUUUGUUUUUUUUUUUGUUUUUUGUUUUCAUGAUGUAAUGUAUUUUUAAACGAUUUUGAACUUAAGUACAUACAUAAACGUAAAAAGUGUAUAAAAUAUUCCUAUAUUAUUAUGUUUCGUGAAUUAACAACAAACCAUUUAUAAAUAAAUUUCGUGGAUAGAUACAUUGCGUUAUUUGCACAGUCAUCGGUAAAAUAGAAGUAAUUAUAUUCAAUAUUUAAUACCUAAUUAAACUAUUCGUAAUAUUUGUUCUCAUGAUUGCAAGGUCGAAAAAAAGAGUAUUUUUUUUUUUUUUAAAUACGUUUCAUAUGAUCUUUAAGAAAAUUCCGUAUUUAAAAAAAGGUGUAAUUAUUACUUUUUGAAAACUGAAAAAAAAAUCUAAUUUAAUAGUAUAUAAAAACCCAUAAGGUGGUCUGAAUUUUUAAUUAUUUUCUGACAAAUCGUGUUUGAUUAAGUAACCCAGCGUGUUUUUGUUUAGAUUUAGGUAUUUAGAAUUUAAAUAGUUAAACUAUUAUUUAUUUACAUAAUUCAAUACAACUAUUAUGUUAAAAAUAUUAUUAACAUAUUAAUUAAAAAUAAAACAAUACCAUACAAAUAAAUAGGUUAAGGGUAUAAUAAUUAUAUUAUAUACUAUUCAAACUUGAUUGUUUUAUGGCAAACUGUAUAUAAGCAUAUUUAAGUGUUCAAGUUGAAAGUCGACUUGUUGAAAAUGUUUGAUUGGUUGAUUUUCUUGUUCUCCAUAAUAAUAAUAAAUUAAUUUUAAGCUUGUCUACCGGAACCUUAAUUUUGUUGUGGAAACAACUUAUGUUUCCCUGUAAGAAGAGAAUUCUAACUUUUUAACGAAAUUAAUAUCGAUUUAAAAUGUUGUGCUUUGCUCAUAAAGUUGUGUCGGUCAUUUAAACGACAAAUCUUAAAAUUAGUUUAUUAGUUUAUAAGUUACCUAACUUUAUAAUUGGAAAAAAAGUUAUUUUAAGUAAUUUACGAAAAAACACAAAAAAUAUGUAUAUUAUUUAUAUUGUUUCAUGAGGUUGGUAACUUCAAAUUAAGAUAUUUAAUUAUAAAAUUCAUAGAUGACAACAUCUUGAAGACAACUUCAUAUCUGUGUUUUAAAUUCAGAGUGAAGGCUAGGCAUGUAUUGGUUUUACAAUAAUGUUUAUAAUUUUUAAAUUUGUUUAUAAUGUGUAUACAAUUUCUACCAAAAAUCUUGCUCCAAUUUUCAAUUGUACCACAAUUUUUAAAGAAAAUUUUAUCUUUUUGGUACUUUAAGAAAGUCAUUUUUAAUUUUUCAUAAGGUUUUCUUAAUAAUUAAGAAAACCGGAAAAAAACAUAGAAAUAACAGUUAAAUUUACGAAAAUAAUGUUUUUUUUAUUAUGGUUGAAUUAAAAAUAUUCGUGAAGACUUGAAAUUUGGACAAACACUUAUUUUAUAUUCUGGGUGGAGUUUAUGGUUUUGCAAAGAUAUUUAUUUUUUUAUUUUCAUUAUUUUUUAUCUUUCAACUUUUCUACCAGAACACUUGCUCGGAUUUCUACGUGUAGCACCUUUUAUGAAAGAAAAUCGGUGUGGGAAGGUACCCUAAGGAAGUCAUUUUUCGAUUUUCUCAAAAGUUUUUUCAUCAAAUGCAAAUCUUCCCCCCCCCCCUCAAAAAAAAACGUGAUGAUGUACGAAAUAUAUUACGAUUUUGUUUUCCUGUGCAUAACUUUUUUACCAGCAAAUUUGCUCCAACUUUUAAUGAUAGCAAUAAUGUUUCUAUAAGGAAAUUUAACUGAGACUGAACUCUGUUCAGAACCGUUUUUUCAUAGGCAAUUGUUUAUCGUUGCUUAUAGGUAUACAUUAAAUUAUCUAUAACAGUGGUAGCACCAGUUUUCAUUAUUCUAGGACGUCUUUUUUGCAUUGUAGACGUGAUCAAAUUUUCAAAAACAUUUGAGUUAUUUUUGAGCUAUUUUUAAGCGAUUUAUAGACAUUUUAAUUUUGUGAGUUUUUUACGUAAUGUUUAUUCGGUAAGUACUCUAUAGAUAAAAUUGUUAGACCAAAAAAACAGAAAUGCUUGAAAAUUUAACAGGAGGUUCAUUAUAAGUUGUGCUUAGUGCCUUAGUGUUCAACAAGAAAAAGUUGAGUUAAAUGUAAUAUUUUUUUUCUUUUAUAAGAAAAAUCGAAUCUAAUUAACAAAAAUCAGAAAUAUUACGGCCUUUUAAAAUGUGUGUAAUCGAACUCCGCUCAGAAUCGUUUUUCAUUAGCAAUGAUUAAUCGUUGCUUACAGUUGCACAUUAUAGAUUUUUUUUCUAUAUCCUACCUUUCCAAUGUCUCACCUUCAACAGUAUGUAGUAUACUACACCUUCACCUGUCGUGUUAAGUAUAGUCUUUUUUUUUUUUUUUUUUCAAUUAAAAAUAUUUGUAGAGAAGAAAUAUUGAUAGAAAACUUAAAUUGACAUUUCAAGAUAAUGUCAAAUUUCCAAAAUAUUCUUCAAAUAUUUACAAUUUUCUUUAAAUAUUCAAAUCAUUAUCAUCGAAGGUACAAACAAUCGUAUUUUACAUUAUUUUUGUUUCAAAGAAAUGCAACUUUUUAAAUACCUAAUAUGUCUUCAAAAACGCCUAUGAGGUUGUUUUUAAAAUUUAAUCUAACAUUUAAUUCAUAAACAAGAGCCUUUAAUUUGUUUUACGUGAACACAUUUUUGUUAUAUUAACUUUUAGAAAGACAGAGGUAGCAAAUUCUACUUUGACGAUGAGAACCACUGUGGUCAGGUCACCUUUAUCCACAAAAAUUCAACACUGAAUCGCACUACCAGUGCAUAAUGUAUUCAAAUUGUAGGAAAUUCAAGGAGCAGUAUUUUUAAAUAGUGAGUGAUAGGGAGGGGAAUAUUACAUUGUUCGGAUGGUGUUAGUAAACCACUAACACCACCCAUAACAACGACGGCAAUAAUACCAUUUUAUUCUAAAAAAUUAAAAGUUCUCUUAUUUUUUUUGUUUUUUCCCAAUGGUUUUAUGUCACCUCUACACUAAAUUCAUGUCACCACAAGGCGAGAUGUCACUCCGGUUGAGAAUAUAAUAUAUCAGCUAUACCUGUACAAACAUUUUUUUUAUCAAAUAUUAUAAUGUGAUUAUGCGGAAUCAAUUAAUUGUUUAAGGAAAUGCCCGUCGUUAAUCUCGUUAAAUUCUCAACGAGAUUAUAACAAAGAAUGGAGAAAAGUAAUGUUGUUAUUUUAUACGAUUUGUAUAAAUGUAUUAUGUAUGUACCUAAUUCUUCCGUAAAUCAAUAUAAUAUAAUAUAAAUACGGCCAAUACAUAUUUUUAAUUUUUGUUGUACGAAUUUAAUGAUCCUAUUGCUUUCUUUGAUUACAAAUAAUGUUUAAGAUUUUAAUUAUAAAACAUUUAUUAUGUUUAAAUGGGUACAUAUAGUAUUUUUUUUUUUUUUUGUACUCUUGGUGCCUUUGUUACACAUAAAUGUCUGAAAAAAUUAAAAAAGACUGUCCCUAAUUCAAAUUUCGCUAAACAUGUUAAAGAAAAUAACCAUAGUUUUGAUGUUAUAUUAGAAAUAUUAGAAAUAUUAAAUACCUGAAAUAACAUUUAUAUUAAUUCAGUUUUGGAAGAAUUACACAUACAUAAUAAACUAAAGAAAAAAAUUUUAAAAUUAUUUUAAGUGUACAAGAGGAUUUUAAAAAUAAUAUCUUAUAUCAAUACAUUUUUAGAUAAUACACAAUAACCAAAUAAUUUAUAUUUCUUAACAUAUCUAUGUCUACUCAUUUUAAAAAAUCUUUCCUAUUAAAAUAAAUUAUUUCUAUGUAAACGACCAAUUUUUACAAUUUUUUUUCUAUGUAUUGCUUCAUUUAUUUAUUUAUAUUCAGUCACGUUUUACUUUUUGACUUUGAGAUUUACCUGAUGAUGAAUUUUUAAUUUGAAACCAAUCGUACAAUACACAAAUCUUAAUACUUCGGACGACGCAUUCAUUUAUUUAUUUCUACAUAUAAAUUAUUAAUUUAUAUAUUUAUUUACAAGUAUUAACCAUUCAAUAAUUUCCCUUUUUUUUAUUAAUUUGUUAUUUAAAUUUUACCUAGGCUAGCGUAUAGUUUGACAUAACGAAGAUUUUAUCGUCAAUAAUUUUGGCUAAUAAAUUUAGUAUUGUAAAAUGCUCGAGAAUAAUCUUUUGAAGAAUAUUCCCCUAGUACUAUCAUUUUCUAGCAUAUGCAUUUUUUUGUUGUUAAUUCAUGCUCAUAUAAAAAUGUAGUUUCAAAAAUAUGCAAAAAUAUUUUAAUUUGUAUGCAAUAUAGUAAUAUAUAUUUAUAUUAUAGAUUACUAUAAUUAUAAAUAUCAUAUGAAUAUUAAUAAUAGGUAUUAUAUUAAAUUAGUACUCUUAUUUUUAAUUUUUUUUUCUUAGAAUUUUGUUUGUAUUGGAGCAUAUUUUUUAUCGAAAGUAUGCUGUACAUUUUUUUUGAACACAAGCAUUUGAAAAAAAACAAAAUUGAUUGUUGUUUAUACUAAAUAGUGAUUAAUAUAGUUAAUUUAUUUAAUUUUGCAUCUCUUCUCCCCAUUUCGCUUGCCAAUGUACUCUUAAUAAACUUGGUUUUCGACAUAAAUGUUUGCCUUAUACAUGCAUUUUUAAAAUUUCUUGUUAUAUUGUCUUGGAUCUGCCUCUGAUUUUAUCAACGCCUUUUAAUUGUUUUAACAUAAUAUACUUAAAUGAGGUAAUAUUAUUUUUAAAUGUUUGCUAUUUGCAAUUUUACGUAAUAUAAUAUAUUAAUUCAAAACAUAUUAGUGAUAGGAUUAUUUUAAUAAGGAAUUAUUAUAAAUUAUUAUAUCGACUUGCUAACGUUAUUACAAGGACUAGAUAUAUUUGUUUCAGUUGUUGUCUCGCCUAAAAACAAAUCAACUCUUAUAACAAAAAAAUAAUGCAUGCGAUGCAACUUUGUAUAAUUAUAUAAUUUCUUUUUGAUUUUUACUAUUAUACUUAAUAUUUACUCGAAACUGUAACUAUGUUAGUACUAUUCAAUUUUCAAAGAACACUUUUUGAGAUUUCACUAUUGAAAUUUAAUUAUUAAACAAAUACAAAAAUCUGCGGACAAAUAUAGCAUUACCUGUGGUGUUAUAGAUAUCUUUUUUUAACGAUACACUAUUUUUAUAUAUAGGUAUAUUUACAAAAGUUUGGUAUUCUGUUAAUUAGCAGUUGUGUUCACUUAAGUAAAUUUGAGAAAAUCCUUGGGAGACAAAUAUCUGUUGUACCAAGAAUGAAUUGUAACAAUGUUUAGGCCAGUAUAACAUAUUAUUUUGAAUUUAGUUAAUGCCUUCAUAUUAUCAGCUUGUUGAUAAUUACCUAUGUGAAUGUUUUAAUACGUAAUAUUAUCAUGUUGGCCAACAUAACCAAACAGCUCCUAAAUAAAAUAAAAUAAACAUACUUUAGAAUAGUAAAACAUACCUUCUUUACCACAGAUGUAGCUUGUUAUUUUCUAGUAAUUAUUUUUGAUAAAUACACAAUUAUAGUUGAUAAUAGGUAUACUUUAGAAAGAUAUUAAUUUUAAAAUCGUAUAGUUGACAAUGCCCUGCAGGAGACUGCAUUAACACAUAGAACGGGGACGUUUAAAUUUUGUUCUACUUCAUUAAUUAUUUUUUCGAAUACGAUAAUUAAUAAGAGUGUAUAAUAUCGUGUUCAAAUUAAAUAUAAUAAUAUCUCUGCCGGAGGUGUUUUUUUUUUCCAUAGCGUGUACCUAUAGUACCUAUUUUCUAUAUCUCACGUUUUAGGGAAUUCAUUCAAAUAUUCUAUAGCUGAAUGUUUCUUACUUAAAAUUAUCAUGAACGGUAUUUGAUUUUUUUUUUUUUUUGUAUUUUUCUAUAGGAUUAAUAAUUUGUUUUAACUAACCUGAAUUUGAUUAUAGGAAAUGCAAAAUAAUUAUUAUUCAUCUUAUAACGGAGCUGUAUUUAUAGGUAUAUAAUUGAACAUGGGUGCUACUUUAAACAAGUUAUUUUUCAAAAGGUUUUAAGCGUUUUCCUAUUUGAUAUAUAUCGCAUUUAAAUUUUAAAUAGGUAAUAAUACCCUUCUGUGUUAUAGUGCUUAGCAGAUUUUUUUUAUAUAUUAUAACGAGUGCUCAACAUCCUGUUUUUAUAACUCGGUUUAAAAACAAAUAUGUAUAGUACAUUUGUUAAUCGAUAUUUUAGAAAUUUAGUUUUAUAAUAUUAUAAUAAUAAUCGUUGUUUAGUGCCUUCUAAAAACAUUUUAUUUUUUGUUUUAAAUUAGGGAAGUACCUUUAAGUAUUAGGUAUGUCUAUAAUAUUUAUUUUGAAUAGAAAAAAGUGAAACUCAUCAUUAGAGGUUGGAUUUAAAUGUCCUUAAACCUAUUGAAAAAUACUCUAAAACAAUGCCUCUUAACGAAUUAAGACCCUUAAAAAAAUACCCCAAAGUGAUAAGAAGUAUUCUGAAAACAGACAACAAAAAAUGCAAAAUAAAAGUUUCUCUUUUUUUGUUAUUUGUUUAAGCCGGGUGACGCAUUACAAACGUUAAUAAUGUUAAGACAAUGACUCAAUUAAAAUCAAUUGAAUAGAACGAUCGAACGAAGAUUGAAAAUCUGUAAUUUUAAAGAAUAUGUACCUAAAAACAAUUAAAUCAAAUUACAUGAAAAUAAAAUUUCUAGAGAUAAUAUUUUGAAUUAGGGUACAAAAACUAAUAAAAUGAAAAAUUAUAUUUAAAAAAAUCGAAAAAGCUAAAAAUGAAAAGAAAAUGUAAAAUAAAAGUUUCGCUUUUGAAGUAUAUCUGUUACAUAAAUCGAAUUAUGUACUUGAAAAGUAUUUUCUUAGAUUACCCAGGAAAACAUGAAUUUUUUUGAAAAAUUAAAAUCCUGGCCCUACUCAUUAUGUAUUUCAACUAAAUUAAUUUAAUAAUAAAAAACGAUCACAUGUCUCCUACAAAACAUAGGUUAAAAAUCAAAGAAUUCAAGUAUGUUUUCAAAAUUAAAAUUUAGCGAAUAGUGAGUGAAUUGUAAUCCAGCCUUUUGUUGGUCAAAAACGUCAUAUUUGUCCGUAAAAACUGCAGUAUUUCUUUUCCUUAAAUGGGGUAUUGGGCUGUAUAUUAGUAGAAUAGUCUCAUCGUUAAGGUGUUCACUGAAAAGUAAAGAAUCAUUUUUUAAUUUAAAAGUUUAAAAAACCGUCCUCGAAAUUCUAUUGAUUAAAGUUAAUAUUAUAAUAUCAUCUAUGCGAUAUAGGGACAAGCGAACGUGCAUUUAUAAAAUACUGAGUUUUAAAUUUUUCAUUUUUAGUUUUUAAAGUGUGUAUUAUCAUUAAUCAAAACCGUCACGUUAAUUUCCGUAUUUAUUUAAUUUUAGAUUGUGUUCAAUAGAAUGAAUGAUAUUACAGGAAGGAAAUACAUCACAAAUAACUUUUUUUUCAGUUUCAUGAUUGAACAUUUUGUAUAUAAAUUCGUUUUGUUACACCUAUUUUUUAUUUUUUUCUAGUCGCGUUAGCUCAAUGGGCGAUGCCAAUGUGAAAUAUACAAAUUGCAGGAAAUUUAAACAGUGCUGUUUUCAUGAAUAGCCGUUUUCACCUAUUUGUUUGGGCGUUUUACCGUUUAGUGGUAAUUCAGGGACAGUUUCAUAAUAUAUACAUUUUUUUUUUUAUAAGGUCAAUUUGACAAACAACGAUUUUUGCCCGUUCUCGUCAAUGUAAAUACGUACGUAUUACCUACCUAUAUUCGUAGUUAAAAUUGAUUAUAGACUAGUGUGACUAUUAUAUUAUUUAUAGUAGACUAAUCAAUAAAAUUUAUUUCGUUAUAGCUUACUAUUAUUAUAAUGUAAUUUUUUUGUACUUGACUUAAAAAUUUCGCGACUAUUAAAAAAAAAAAAAAAAAAUACUGUAUAUUGCGUUUGUUAAAAUUAAUUAAUUCGAUAUGUCAGCGGUGUACCAAAAUAAAAAGUUCUAAAAAUGCGAAAAUUUGUAUUUGUCAUUGUGUAAAAAUCAGCAUAAAUAUUAAGAAGAACGCUCGGUAAGCGUACAAUAUUUUUAGUCGAUAUAAAUAUAAACUUUAGUUACGCGUCUAUUAUAUUAUUUAUUUUUAUGUUUGGUAUGCAUUUGGUAGACCGUCAAAAUUGCUUAACUAUUAUUGCUACCUAUUAAAUCUAAACUCCACAUUCGAUUCAUGCAAAUGUGAUUUUUAGUUUAGUAAUAAUAUAUGUAUGGGAUAGGUCAGCGGUUCCCAAAUUUUUUAUAUUCAAAUCUUUCUAAAAAAUAGGAACAUUUUAUCAUGACUCUCAGGAUUGAAUAGUUUUAAUAUAAUAUACUUUAAUUGUAUAUAUAUAUCUUAAUAUAUAAAAUAUAAAAUAAAUUGGGUGAAGAAUUAUUUUUUUUUCGUACGUAUUCCCAUUUUUUUUUUUUAUUAAUGCAUCAAAAUAAGGAAUUAACGUUGUAACUGAUACACGCAUAUCGUUUUCUAUUAGGAUACUGCUAAAAAUCUUACUUCACACUAUCUUGCUACCUUGCUACGAUUGAUAUACAUGAAUCUUUGUUACUAAAUUCGGGAUAUUCAUCUUAAAUAUUAGUUCUAAGUUCUAAAAUCUAAAAAAUCAAAUUAUCUAAAGAUAAAUGUGUACAAUAUUGAUUUCUCACCUUCUCUGUUAAGUAUUCACAUGUCUCACAGUUUGAUAAUCACUGGGAUAGUAGAGUGAUAAAGAAAAAAAGGCUCAUACUGCUGUGUGCCAUUGUUUUAGGAGGGAAGUUGAAAGAGAGCGAAGGCAUAUAAACUUUAAAGUAAUUUAUUUUUUUACCUGUGCACAACGAUAAACGUUUAUUAAUUGCUUAUUAAUCGUAUUUUUUUUCCUUGUUGCCAAGAUAAUUAAAAAAUUAUAACAAAAAUUGACAUUUUUUCCUAUUUAUUAAAAAAACUACAAGUAAAAUCAAAAAAUUACCUCCUCAAUUCACUAUUUAAUAAAUCAUAAAAUAAAUGUUACAAAAAAAUUUCUAUAUAGUUUUUAUUCGGAACAAGAUUUUUGAUAGAAAAGUUAUUUACGGACACAAAAAAAUACAUCGUACCUAGUAAAAGGUAUACCCAUAUGAUAAAAAUAUGAUAUUAUAUGAUAAAAAUCAAAGUAAAAACGUAGUACAGUUUUUUAUUUUUGACUAAAUAUUUAAUUUUUAAGUACUAGGAGAUUAGUGUAUUUAAAUUAUUUUGGUUUGAAUGAAAAACAAUUAAGUCGAUUUAGUUCGACUUCAAUUUUGUCAACAUUAUCCGUGAAUACGAUCAAAGAGAUCUCGAAAAUAAUUUUCUACACUCUUAAUAAUUAUCAUUGAUCUUGUCGAUGUGCACGUAGAUCGACUUUAGUUUUCAUAUAUGUCUCACAGAUUACAUAUUUUUUUGUAUUUCAAAAGUAUGAAGUUGCCAUAUAUUUUUCUAAUAAUUUCAUUCCAAAUUCGACGAAUUUAUUCCGAACAUAAUAUAAUAAUAUGAAAAUUAUACGAAUAUAAAUAAUAUGAAAAUUAUACGAAUAUAAAUAAUAUUUGCGUACACUAUAGUUAAAUAAAUAGCGUUUCCGCUUUGUCUUUAUAAUUUAGUCGUUAAUAAAAAGCCAUUAAAUUAUACCGUAGAAAACGUCUCUAACAUUCACAUAUUUUGAUAUUUUAGUGUAGAUAAAAAAAAAAAAUAUAUAAUAACAUUAAUAAAAAUUAAUUUCCCAAGUAUUGCUCGCCUGCCGAAAUAUUUUUACUACAGAAAAUAACAAUUGUAUAACCUUUUGAACGACAGCGGUAAUAUUUGAACAAUACGUCAUUUUUAAUACCUAUUCCUAAAUAUCAGACAAAGAAUUUUCGUAGGUAUUGUUUAUAUUAUAAUAUUUUUCACGAAUUAUUACGCGGUUAGCCGGAUAGAAUCUUUAUUUUAAUACGUUGUUAUUUGUUUGUUUUUAUUAUGCGCGUCACUUCGUAUAUCUAUACCCAUAUUUUUUGAUUAUUAAUAAUAUAUGUAUUUUUUUUUCUUCGUAAGUUCUAUGUGAUUACAAAUACCGAUAUAAAUUUUAUUUUUUACUGAAAUGUUAUGAAAUUCAAAAUGUAUUCGUCGUGAGUUUGUGGUUAGGUAGUAAAUUUAAACGACAGCUGUAAAUAUUAUUAUAUUAUUAUAGGUAGUACUCGUACUGUUGUAAUAUAGUAGGUGCACAUUCGUUAUUUAUCGAAUUCAGAAUUAAUUAUUGUAAAAUUAUGGUAAUAGAAUACCUAUAACGAUAAAAUACUAUAUGGGUACUUUAUAGUGGAAUUCCAUAAUAAAUAACGCGUAAAAGUAAUAAUAUAUUGUGGAAAAUCGAAUAAAAUUACAAUUCAACUAAAAGAUCUUAUAAUCGGUAGAGCAUUAUGUCUCCCCGUCCUCUUCCCAUUCCCUUAUAAAUACAACACUUAUGAUUACUUCUGGAGCCGACUUUUAAAUUCUUAUUGUCGAGUUAGGUAUCACAAAAGAAAAUUCCUAUUAUUUAUUCAAGAAUCACAAUUAUUAUAUUUGGUGCAUCCCCUCGUUUUGACAAUUUUACGCCACUGUUGUUAUCAUAAUAUAUUUUUCUUCCGAUAAGCAAUCGGCCGCUAGGAUAUCCCGCUAUACCUUGCAUCCAAUGUUCCUUAUUCACUAGUUACUUGUGCCUUCAAUCACCAAUCUAAUACUAGGGCUUCCACGGCUUUUCUUACUAUAUACCUACAAACAUCUCAUAUAACGUGAUUUACCAGUUUUUUCCUGAUAAGAUUUAAUGCAUGUAAGUGCUAUAUCAGGCACGUAUACAGGGGGGGUUCAACUACCUCCUCCCCUUUUCGAAAAUUAAUAGUUGUGUAAUUUAUUUAUAUGAAUAUUUAUAAUAUUAGUAAUAUUGAUUAUUGUAAAUUUUUUAUGAAUUUUGUUGUGAUAGAUAUAAUUUGUUGUUAUAGACAAUACAACAUCCGAUAAUGAUUUUUGAAGUCGAAGCCGUUCGUUUGGAUUCCAAUAUAGAUUCCGCAACUUUAAAUUCAGGUUUACACGACUAUAAAAAACUAUAUAUUAUAAUCAAUUAGAUGCGUUUUUCCCACAAUUUAUUGAUCCCAAGUCGAUUUUACAAAAAAAAAAAAAAAAGUACGGAAGUUAUGAAAAAAAAAAAUUAUAUAUUCAGAAAAAUACAAUGAAAAAAAAUGUGAAAAAUUGAUUUUAUCCCAAGACUUUCUUGGGAUCAUAAAUUCAAUCGCUUUAUAUAAUUAUAAUAUUAUAUAAUAUGUUAUUAUAAGAGUUAUUAACCUCCAUGUAAAAAAAAUCUAUAAAUUAAUUUUUAAUUCCGUGGGUUACACGCGAAAAAAAAACUAUCGUAUCGCGCCCAUAACGAUGUUAUUCGUACCUACCUAAUAAUAAUAAUAAUAAUAAUAAUAAUAAUAAUAAUAAAUUUCGAUGUAAGUCCCCGCCGUCUCCACUUCGAUGGAAUUCGCGAGCCCAAAAAUUGUUUGACCGAUAACGGCGACGCAACAACGUGCGUGUGUGUGUGUGUGUGUGCGCGAAUGAUAAAUAUCCGGUGUGAAAAAAACCAUUAACGCUAUAUGUUAUAAAAAUAUAUAAUACAUAAUAUACAUAUUAUUAUAGUGUGUGUGUUUGUGUGUGGUAUAGUUCGAUUGACAAUCUCAUUUUCAUACGCGAGGCUCGAGGCGGCUCUGUCCAUUUCAAGGUCUGCACACGCACACGACUACACUUCUCCGCUCUCCGGUGUUGUGGUGGACGAAAAAAAAAAAAAAAAAAAAAAAACUCGUGCCGCUGCUGCUGCGGUGCAGCUCUUCGCGCCGACACCACACAGCCUUUCAUUCCACAUUCUAAUGAACCCGGUCGACGGACGCGUGUUGUUUUGAUACCACACCACACCGUCGUCGUAAUCGCACGCUGCUCGUAUUAUCUUUGUUGUUAUUAUUUUUAUCGCCAUAAACGCGCGCCGCCGUGACGUUGUAUAAUACCGCUCGAUACUCGUAAGUAAAAAAAAAAAAAAAAAAAAAAAACAAUCGUCGAAUCUUUCCGAGAUAUUUUGUUGAUAGUGUCUAGUCUUUACCUACCCGAUUAAUUUAACCGCCACAAAAACGUUUGGAUUUAUUUCGUACGCGAAGCCCAACAUUAGUAAUCUAUCUGACGCGCGGAAAACCGUUUUUUCCUUUUCUUUUGUCUGUUAAAUAAACCGUGUGUCAUAACCGCGUGCGUGUUUUGCAGAUGAAAUCGACGUCGCAUCCCGCGGCAUAUUACCUCUUUUCAUCAGCUACACGACCGGUCAGAGACAAGUUAUGAUAUCAGUUUUAUGAUAUCGGAGUUGAUAUCAACGACGACGAAUCGCACGUCCUGAGUCUCGGUCCGGUUUGUUCCGACCAAACACCACUACAAUGGUGGUAGAUCAUAGUGGGCCCAACAACAGUCCAGGUAAUAAAGUUGACAAAACAAAAAUUAACAUAUUUAGUUUUUAUUAUUAUUUUUCAAAUCAUUUUCUAAUGUUCUUUUUUUUGUUUUCUCCAUACGUAUUGAUUGAUGAUAUGACUUUAGUAUAGGUAUGUGCAGGAGAACUAUGCAUUUUAGUAUAUUAUGCAUUAUAGUAUUUUUUUAAAUUAUAUUCGUAACGAAAUAACCAUAUUUUAAAAUCUGUCCGAGAAGACAUUAUUUGUUUAUUGUAUUUUAAUAUCUCAUAUCAGUGGAUUUUUUUUAGUUUUAUGGGAGUUUUGGGUGGUUUUUAGUACGUUAAGUUCACACUCAAAGUUAUUAGACAUAUUAUUAUGGUUUUUGAAAAAUAAUAAAAUCGUCUUGAACAAUGGCCAAACGGUCUAACGGGUAGGUGCACCCUCUAUCAAUUUUUAUAAAGAGGAAUACAAUAAUAAUUAUGAAUUAAACAAAUACUUGAAUUUAAAACUGCGGUCAGUGUGUACACCUGACAAUACCAACAUGUUAAAUUAAUAAAUUGAUGAACUUUACGUUUAAUUAUGGUACCUAUUUAACGGAAAUCCGAUUGAUUCACGCCUAUUACACAUUUGCUAAGUUUUUUGUUUGUUUUAUUUGAUUUGCUCUAUCUGUAAAUAACUUUUUUUACCAGAAAUCUCGUUGCGAUUUUCGAGCAAUAAUUAUAUCUGGUUGGUAUAAAGGUAAUAUUUAUUUUUUUGAUUUUUCAUAUAAUUUUCUUAAUAGCAAUUUGGAAAAUACACGAAAAACCGGUUUUAUUAUUUUCGGCUUUUUACAAUCGGGGAAACUUGAAAUUUGCUCGGAAUAUUUAUACAAGCUUUUUAUCUAAACACGUUAAUUUUUCAAUAUAUUCUGACGACUUUUAAGCUAUUUAUAGAUAUUUUUAAGUUUCCAAUAUUUUUCGUUUUUUUUUUUUAUUCAGCUAGCAGUUAAACCUGUUUUUUAAUUUGUUUUAAAAUAACGGUACACUUAUACGAUACAUAAUUUACGAUGUCCGUUAAAUUAAUGAACACACAUUAUUCAUUUAAAAAAAAAAUUGGAAUCAUUCGCCAAAUUGAAUGUAUAAAUGUAUUACUUUUUUUUUUUACUAUCGCCUACCUCGUAUCAUCAUGUCAGUGCGUUAAAGUAUUCGAUUAUAACGUACAAACCAACUCACUCUAUAGUAUAAUAAUAUUAUUAUUUUCAAAAAGAAUUCGGAUUUUUUUUCUGCACGAUUUUUCAUUAAUGUUAUUCACACAAGGUAACUUGCGGAUAUUCUGCAAAACACACCUGUUGUGUGGAAUUUAUCCGCUGUGAUUUAACCGUCGUCGUCGUCGUAUUUUUCGGUUUACUACGUAGUUGUAUUUUAUUGUUAUUAUUUUUUUCCCCGACACGUAGCAGGUAUGUUAUCCUAAAAUGUCCGCGUCCCUGUUUCGUUGGUUACCCUCCUCCAAUAAUAUUCCAUUCAUAAUAAUAUUCUACGAGAUAAUAAUAUUAGGUACCUAAAAUACUACGCGUCCAUAGUAUACGCGUUGUAUAGUUACCACCACGUGAAUCGUCGUCGUCGUAUGCGUUUGGCGUGGCCUGACGUUCGAUUAUGAUCGAAAAUGAAUAAAAAAAAAAAAAAAAAACAUAAUAUAAUAAUAUAUAUAUGUAUGUGUGGAUACAGAAGAAAACAAUAUGCUAUUGUAUGUACCUUAUGGGCUCUCGGUGUAGGUAUAUAAUAAUAAUAUUACGCCGGUUUUUUUUUUUUUUUUUUUUUUGUGAAUAGCAUGUCUAAAAUAAUUUUUUUUUUCCGGAACAAUAAUCUCUCAAGUAUUCGGUAUUAUAUGGUACUUUGACUAUUUCAUCUCCAAAUACUCGUAGACGAGAAUGUAUACGUAGAUAUAAACGCGUUAAAACGGUAGGUUCAUAUUAUAUAGUAAUAUACGUAGUGAAAAAAAUACCCCCAGAAAUUACUCCCAAAAAAUUUUUAAUAGUAUUUAGAAAAAAAACCCACAGGUAAUAGAUAGAUUUCCUGAAUAAUUUUGCUCGGAAUCGUUUUUCGUUAGCAAUGAUUUAUCGUUGCAUACAGAAUUAAAUUACUCUAUACAUCUAUGUACCUUCCCAACUUGUAUUUUUUUUUUUUUUUUACCUAUCUAAUAAUUUCUAAAAUCGAAACAUAUCGCUAUAGUAAAUACAAAUACUUCCCUAAUUUGUAAUUUUAUUAUCCCCGCGUAUUAUUACGGUAAAAUAUUUAAAUUAAUAAUUUAAUUUAUAUUACUUAUUUUAUGAAUAUUAACCUUGUAAACAAUAAUAAAUAAUAAUAAUAAUAAUGAUUAUAAAGUAGGUAUCGUUCUUUGAAAAAGAUUUUCAAAUGUAAAUUUACAAGACAUUCCCAUUAAUAUUAACACCCGUGUGUCAUAUUAUUUAAUUUAAAUCUAUACCUACUUUCUAAUACUAUUGUGGGCCAAUUUUGAUUUUCAACAGCCGUAUGAAUAAACAUUAUCGACGUAUUACCGUUCGACGCUUUUUUUUAACUACAUCUUUGGUCAUCUUAGGAAAGAGAAGGAAUAAAUCAAUUUUUGACAUUUGUUCAUGUAAUUUAGUCUUAUGCAAUUUUGUUCUUUUUAUUUUUUGGUUUAAAUAGCCUAAGUAUGUGUAUUUUCCAAAUUAGUGUAUGUAGUAUUGUACUUUGUAGUGUAUAAAUGUAUGUAUAACUGUACAAGUGUAUAUAUUUUAAAAUUUAAAUUUGAUUUUUGCAUUAAAAAUUAUAAAAAAUUGAUUUAAGUCCUUCUUCUCUGAGACCGAAGAUAUAUAACAACCAAAACUCGGAACUUCAAUUGGUUAAAAGUACUGAUAUAUGAACACAUGCGUACAAAAUAUGCAUUAAAAAUAUUUGAAAAUUUGAAAAUAUUAAAUAAAACAAUAAUUAACUGGCAUCAUUAUAUUUAACCGAGGUAUGACUUUAAAAAAAAAUUUCUUUUUUCUAUUGUUAAAUUAAUAUGAUAUGAAAUCUGCAUUUACCUAUUUAAGUCCUUAAUAUACUCUUAAACUAUAUAUUCGCACAAAUCAGAGUAUAGGUAGUACCUAUACUAAAUUAUGCGGUAGAAAUGUUUAUCUUUGUAAUGUGUAUAGAUUAUAGGUUAAGCGUUAGGCCCUGUAUAUACUGAAUGAUUUUUUUUUUUUAUCAUGAACCAGCAAUUAUUUUAGAGAAUUUUUAGUGAAUUUGAUUUCUAAUUUUUAUUGUCAUUAAGGAAUCAUUUAAGCUUUAUUUUAAACCUUUUUCAAUUUUUUAGCCCUACUCCAUAUACUUUAAAUAAGUACAUACUUUUGAUUUUUAAAUAGGAAUGAGGAGGGGUGUUCCUAUUUUUAUGUGUUCAAAAGGGAAGGGACAUUUUGAACACAGAUUUGAAUAAUGAAUAUUUUUCUAGAAAUUUUAAUAUGCAUAACACUAAUAUCAGAUUUACCGUUUAUGAGUUAUAUAAGUUUAAAGUUUAGAAAGGGUUAUAGAUAGGCAAUUUAUUACCCUUUCCCGUACUAAUUUUGUUUGCUAACCUUCCACGAAAGGUUCGGCUCCAAAAUGUACACCCGGCUUUAGGUUAGGCUCAGGGCCUUGUAAUGACACGAUUUUCUCGUAGUCUCAUGUCGAAUAAUAUAAAUUGUUAGUUUCGAUCAACUUUGAGGUAAGCUUGAUAUCACGUUUGUCGACGGAAUUUAAAAGAAGAAUUUACUAAUUUUAUUUACGUUUCGAAAUAAAUUAAUUCGGUAAAAACUUUAAUAAUAUAGUAUUUACGUAUGAGUAAUAUAGGUACCAAAUAAAAAAAAACAUAUAAAUCAAAAAUAAUAUAAUAUAUAUAGAAAAAGAAUAAUACAUAGACUAAACUAUUUUAAAGGUUGUAGGCAAAUACAGCCGGUUUUGAUUUAAAUAAAUAUCGUUAGGUUAUGUUUGGACAGCAAAGGUGAAAAAAUGAUACGUAAUGUAUAAAAUAAAAACGAGGAAUAGGUAAAUAGAAAAAAUUAAUAUUGUUUACACAGAGAGUUAACCAUUUUUAUUAAAAACGAUUGCAAAACGCAAUGAGAUGACAUAGAUUUAAGAAGUUUUAUUAAGACCUUGUUCACACGAUGACACUAUAGAGAGCCUGUAAUCAGAGAGUAACUACCGAACCUUUUUUCAAUGGAUAUGGACGGCACCAUAUUGUGUAAUUUUUUGUCGACACAUUGUUAUCAGCAUAGGUUUAAUUCUAAUCUGUGCAGGUUAGCAGUAAAUAUGAAAUUUCACCUAACUUAACGUCAUUUGCAAAUAUUGAAUUCAUACUUCGUGUUUUUUUUUAAUGAGCUUUUAAUAAUUAAAUUUCAAAUAGGUUUCAAUAAAUAAUUUUCCCCACAAAAAUGGUAAUUUAAUGAGAAUUAUCUAUUAAAUGGUUAGGGUACUUUAUUAAAAAUAUGCCAUAUUUUAUUACCUUGGUAGAUUCUUGCAAUCUUGGGCUGCACAAGUUGGCAUUUUCUAUUAAAAUAAAUGGACUCAAAUACAAUAAUUUAUUUUUUAUAGUUUUAAAAUAUUACAUUAACUGAUAAAUAUAUGUAUAGGUAAUUAAACUUGCAGAAGUCCUGUAAAACUCAUUUAAAUUAUUUAAACGUAGUGUUACUCUAGAGUUCAUGAUAAUUUGAAAAAAAAAAAAACGAAUACGAAUAAAUAAUUAAAUAAUACUUAAAUACCGUAAGUAAUGUAUAUUAUUUGAAAUCUUUUAGAAUAACAUUAAAAUGUUAAUUGAUAAUAUUGUUAGGAUGCAAUUUUAUCAUUACUAAAUGUCGAAACUGGUAGGUAGUGACUUUCUGAUUAAAGGCUUUCUAGAUUACAAUACGCUGUGUGUUACUCUGGUAUCACUGCACUGUCUGCACCUAAUACUACAUUAUCAGUGUCAUCAUAUGAACGACUCUUUAUUAUCUAAAAAAAUAUUGGUAUAGAAUAUUAUUUUAGAUUCUGAGUGGUGCGAAGAAGCUUAUGGUUUUACAAAGAUGUUUAUUUUUUUGUUUUUAUCUGUACGCAACUUUUCUACCAGAAGACUUGUUCAGAUUUUUUAGUGUAGCAUCUUUUUUGAUAGGAAAUCGAUGUGGGGAAGUGCCUUUAGGAGGUCAUUUUUCGGUUUUCCAAAUAGUUUUCCUAACAAAUGUGAAAACUCGGGAUAAAACAUGGGAAAACCGGUAAAAACUGUACAACAUUAAACAAAUAUUACUAAAAAAAUAUAUAAAGCCUAUUUAUUUAUUUUACUAUAAAAUAACAAAUAUAUUGUUAAAAAAACAUCACUAUCAAUUGAACUUCGCUCGGAAUCGUUGUUUCGUAAGCAAUGGUUUAUUUUUACUUACAGGUAUACAUUAAAAUAUUAAAUUAUCUAUAACAGUGGCUGUACCCGUCCCCAAUAUCCUAGAACGUCUUUUUUUAAAUCUGUUUGUACACUCAAGAUGAUAACAAAUUUGUUUGCCCUAACUUCAUUUUAAGUACCUAUGUAACUUCAAUACAAAAUUAACGGAAACGUCUUGGUUAUUCAAAAUCUCCGAAUCAUUGUUUGUAUCGAAUCAACAGAAUCUAUGAUUAUUUUCUAAAACAUGCCUUGCAAAAUUGGAAUUAAAAAAAUCUUUCUUAACAAUUUUAAAACUAAACACAAAGAACAUAGAUAUUUCUAAAAUAAAUUAAAGUUUUACCAAUAUAUAGAAUAAAUAAAAUUAAGUACAUUUAAAUUUAUAUAAUUCAGCAUUAACAAAAGUAAUGAGAUAUUUUCGUUAAGUCCUUAGCAUUACAGUUUAUUCGUUUUCUCGAUUAUUAUUAGUUUUAAAAGAGAUUAACAUUAUUAUCAUUAUUGUUUAGAAUUGUUGUUAUUUUAUUAUAUUUGAUAUUUUAUUGAGUAUUAAUCUAAAACAAUUUUUUUUUUAUGUAUAAAUAUAUUGUUGGUUAAAUAUAUAUUUUAGUCGUUUUGGAAUUUGUAUGCCAUUCCAUCCGUACUAAAAAUACUAAUAUACGUAUAAUAAAUUCUUAUCUUUUAUGACUGCGAAUUGCUUGUAUAGGUAUAAAAGUAUGACAUUUCGAAAUUCUUUCGCUACUCUGCUAGGUUAGCUCUCAGUCUAUUCCUAGUUAGGUUAUAAUAAGGAAUAACUCUUAUAAAAAAAAUAAUAUUAAUAAUUAUAAUAUAAUCUUUUUCCAGAUAUAAAAUUCAACAAUGGCAGGGUAAAAAAUCAAGAGACGAUCGAUCUCAAAACUAAAAGUAAAUCGUCGAUUUAUCAUAAUUUCAAUAAUAUCAGUUAUAAUAUAUUAAGUAUUUUUAUCGUACAAUUUGUCUAGCCGUGCGCACCAAAUUAUUUACGACAUAACAUAUAAUUUAUUAAUGGAUGAUGAUAUUAUAUAUUUCUUAGGUAUUAGUUAUUAUUUAUUUGUUUUGCAGGCGAAACGUUAGAUAGAUACGAAAAAAAACUAGAAUCUAUUGAAAAUGGUUCGUUUCCACCCGUCCAGGAUGUGGCCGAUUUUGAACAAGCUAUUGAGCUCACAGGUAAGCAUAUUGCGCAUUUUGACGAUAUAUUUCUUUAGUGAAAUGAUAUUUAACUUGUUCCGCUAUUAGGUUAUGGGAAAUUCCAUUAUUUAUUGUUGGUCGUGUGCGGUUUCGUCAGCACCAGUGAAGAAAUGGAUGUUAUUUGCAUGUCGUUUAUAUUGCCGUCGGCCCAAUGCGAUCUUAAGUUAAAUACGUCGUCCAAAGGAUGGUUAAACUCUAUUAUUUUCAUUGGUAAGUUUUACCGUAGUUUGUAAUAAUUAUAAUUAUCAGGGUUCGAACAUUUAAAAUCAACAAAAAAGCGCUUUAAAAAUGUUAUUAUAAGCCCUUAAAUAGAUACCCUUAAUUGCCACUUAAGUGUUAAAGUAAAAUGGCAGACGUUUUAAGUGAAUAAGAUAACAAAAACGAAUAAUACACGUUAAAUAGACCAAACAAAAUUAUUUAAAAAUAAUAAUUAACAAAAAUCUUAUGACUUACGUAAUCACAAUGUAACAAAUAUUCCAAAAAACCAGAAAACAAUUUUUUUAAGAAGCGUUAAUUACCAAUUAUAAGCAAAAACAGGGAAUUUCAAAUUUCAUAUUUGAACUGGACAUAUAUUUCCAUAGCACUUUGCCAGGUUGAAUGUUUAGCUAAAAAAUAUACAAAUACUAUAGGUAAGUCCUGAACCCUGAUUAUUACAAUAUUACGAUUUAAAUACAUAAUAUUAAACUAUGUAAUGUUUACUUAUAUUAUCGACAAUAUACAUUAUUGCAGGCAUGAUGGCCGGUGCGUACAUAUGGGGUUCUCUGGCUGAUGCGUUGGGUCGUCGUAAAGUAUUAAUCGUCAUAAGUUUUAUGAACGCUAUAUGCAUCGUUGCAUCUACCUUUGCCCAGUCUUAUGGCAUAUUCAUGUUAUUUCGAUUUUUAAAUGGAGCAGCGUAUGUUGUGACUCGAAUGUGUUAAUGAUGAUCGUAAUAUGAAGUUUACUGACCUAUAUAUUAUUGUAUACAUUAUUUAGAUUGGGUGGCAGUGGUCCGGUUAUAUGGUCGUACUUUGCAGAGUUCCAGCCUAAAAACAAACGUGGUUCGAUGCUUAGUUCGAUGGCUGCAUUUUGGACUCUGGGAAAUUUGUUUGUAGCUUGUAUGUUAUUAGAAUAAUUUUAUUAUAGUGAGUACUUAAUUAUUUUGAAUAUUGUCAUAGCGCUAGCGUGGAUCAUCAUACCCCAAAACAUUGGCUACAGGUCCCCGGCGUUUUUAUACAAUUCUUGGAGAAUAUUUUUGGCUAUUUGUUCCAUUCCUAGUGUACUUGUUGCCAUAUUCCUGUUUUUUUUACCAGAAAGUCCAAAAUUUCUUUUGAUCCGUAAUGAUCACCAAAAAGCUCUGGAAGUAUUCAAACAAAUUUAUGCUAUCAACACAGGCAAUGAUCCAGAAAUGUAUCCGGUAAGUUAAUUUAUUGUAUUGUGUAAAGAAAUAAAAUAAAUAAUUCAAUCAAUAUAAUUUGUAAUCACUAACUACUAAUUGAUUUGAUACCUACUUAAUAUAACCUCUUAUAAAUACAUAAUUGAUAAAUAUAUUACCUAUUUAAACUGUGGACAAAUCAGACAAAUUAUCUUUUUACAUUAUCAUAUAUGAAAUUUUAUUGAACAAUAAUUUCCUAUUAAGAAAAUUGUAUAUUUUUAAUGGAUCUAACAUAAUAUUGUUAUAUAAAUUCCAUUUUAAAAUCAUGAACACUUAUUUAUUUUGUUGUAUUAAUUUAUAUUGUAAAAUUAAAAUUACAGGUAAAAUCAUUAGUAACAAAGUCAAAUGCUAUUGAACAUGAUAAUUUGAAUACUAGGUCUCUUAGAAGUAUGUGUGAUGAAGUACUUCUAAAUACAAAGAAAAUAUUCAUGCCGCCUAUCUUAAAGUAUACGUGGAUAUCCAUUGUGAUAAAUCUUAGUUUCCAUAUUGGGUAUGUGUAUAUUUGUGUUCGUAGUUGUAAUUUAUGAAUACCGAUUGUAUUUAGUUUUUUUUUUCCCAGUUAUUAUGGUCUUAUGAUGUGGUUCCCAGAGCUUUUCAAUAGAUUUGAUGAAUAUGCUCGAGCUCAUAAUGGAAGUGAACAAGCACUCGUGUGCGAAGUAUGUGUACAGCCAAGAUGACUUACUAAUAAACAUUAUUAAAUGAUAAUGUUUCUUUAUUUUUUUGUUGUUUUGAAUAGGUGACUGAAUUUGUUGUAAAAACUGGUUCACACUCACACGUAGAUUUGUGUUCGGACAAAAUUGAAAGCGGUGUUUUCCUUGAAUCAUUUAUUACAGUGGCGGCUGCUAUUCCGAGCAAUAUAUUUGCAGUAUUAGGAAUGGACACAUUAGGCAGGAAAUUCUUUUUAGGUACCUAAUUGUUAUUAUCAUUACUAUCAUGGAAAUACCUUUUCAUUUUAAUGUAUUUACUAUAUCUUAUACAAUUUUUGUUUUUUUUUUUUUUUUUUAUAGUGUUCAGUACAAUGACAUCUGGAAUAUGUGCUGUUGGUUUAUCACUUAUUAACAGCAAAAGACAAAAUUUAGUAGUAUCCGCUAUAUUUAGCAGUGCUAUUAGUUGCGGUAAUGCGGCUCUGGAUUGUUUAAUUACAGAAAUUUUUCCUACAAAUUUAAGGUAAUCUAGUUUUAAUACAAGUAUAUAUAUUUUUUAAUAAGUUUAAACUUUAAUGUUAUUAAUUUUAUAAUAAAUAGAGCUACUGGAAUGGCCAUAUCCAUGGUAGCCGCCAGGCUUGGAGGUAUUAUUGGAAAUAUUGUUAUCGCUGCUCUGCUAGAUCUCUAUUGUCCAUUACCAACUUACAUAGUAGCUGUGCUUCUUAUAGGUAUAGCACAAAUAAUUUUGCCAUCAUAACAUUCAAUAUUCUCAGAUAAUUUUUUUGCUAAAAACAUCUUAUUAUGUUUUAGGCGGUGGACUUUUGUGUCUUAUGUUGCCUAACACCACAAGAGAGCCAUUAACGUGACCUGUUUAUGAAAAAAAAAAAAAGGUUAGACAAAUAUUUUAAGAUAGUAAUUUCAUUUUAAUUUAUUAAAGACAUUUUCUUAGUUUUAACACCUUCAUAUAAACAUAUUAUUAUAUUGCACAUAUUUUAUUAUAUGAUAUAUAUAAAUCAUUUUUAUUUAAUAUAAUUUGCAUUAAUUUGUUGUUUACUGUAUAUUUAUAAUACAUGUGCGUAAGUAUACAAACAUUUGUAUAGAUAUGUUAUCGAUAACAUUUCUAAUAUAGAUAUAUUAUUAUUUUAUUUUAUUAUUUUUUUUUUUUAUUAUUUAUUGUGAUUUUCUUGUGAAUAUAUCUGUUUACCUUAAUUAAUUAAAUGCAGGUAUUUUUAAUUAAGAUACUUUAAAAUUAUAGUGUUAAAACUAUAAUAUAUAAAGUAAAUGCUAUUCUUAACUUUUUUUAUGUUUGUUUAGUCAUAUUUAAAAGUUGUACAUAAUACCAAAUAUAAGUAUAAACAGUUAUUUAUCUUUUUCAAUUUUAUUUUUGUAUACAUAUAUAAUAUAUAUAUAUAUAAAUUCCAAUGUAUAGUAGAAUUGUUUGAUAACCCUGAACUUAAUAAUUCUUAAUUAUCAUUAACUCAUUGAAAAAUAACUCUUUACAAUUUUCUAUAUAGGUACCUGCUCAAAUUGUUAUUAUGUCCUUAGAUUUUAGAUUAUCAAUAUUUUCCUAUUUCAUAAGCUUUAAAGUUUUUUUUUUUUUUUGUUUCAGUAUAUACAUUUUUAUACUUAUAAAUUACAAUUUAAAAGUUAUAAAUACAUUUUGGAAAACAGAUGUUAUAAAUAAUAUAGUUAUUGUUUAAAUUGUAAAAUAUUAUAGUUUAACAGUAAUAUUAAUAAUAUUAAAAAAUAUUAAAAUGAAAAAAAAAAAAAAAAAUGUAAAAUGUGAAAGAAAAAGUAUUGGACCAAAUUUAGAAUAGUUUUUCAAUUUAACUAUUUUUAUUAAUUUACCUAUUUGGUAUUUCUCAAUUGUGUUAUAUAAUACGUACUGGUAUGUCGCUGAAUAUAUUGUGUGUUGCAAGAUAAUAUGUAAAAUUGUGAAUUUGUGAA
Messenger RNA from Cinara cedri, 45213 nucleotides. The record is from the annotation of a GenBank genome assembly. Lineage: Eukaryota; Metazoa; Arthropoda; Insecta; Hemiptera; Aphididae.